AUGCCUGGCUAUGGGAAAGGAUUUGCCGCAUGGUUUGGAAUCAUUUCCCUUUACCAUGCAGACUUAAAGGUCUGGCUAAGCUAUCUGCAUAGGAACCAACUCCUAGGGGCAGAGGGGUCUUCAGCCCCCUCAAAAAUAUCUGAGAGGACUGGGGGGCCCUCAAAGUUGAUAGGCACAUUGCCGUUCAAAUGGUGGGUGGGUGUACCAUGUCAUGUGAUCAGUUAUGCGAAGAAGGGAUUACCUGGCUAUCUGAGCUACUUUCUCAUUGAGGACAUUUGUUUAUUAGCUUGCUUGUUGUUGCUUUGUUAUAUUUGUAUCCUUUCUUUCCACCAAAUGGUGCACAAGGCAGCCAAUAACACAAAUAUAAUAAAACAGCAGUACUGGUUCCAAGCCAUGCAGGAAUCUGUCCUGCAAAAGGGGCACAAGUAUUAUUAUGAGUAGCAUUUAUUAAUUUAUAUACAGUGGUACCUCAGAAGUCAAACGGAAUCCAUUCUGGAAGUCCGUUUGACUUCCGAAACGUUCAGAAACCAAGGCACGGCUUCCGAUUGGCUGCAGGAAGCUCCUGCAGCCAAUUGGAAGCUGCGUUGGACAUUUGGGUUCCAAAGAAUGUUUGCAAACCGGAACACUCAUUUCUGGGUUUGCAGCGUUCGGGAGCCAAAACAUUUGACUUGCAAGGUAUUCAGGAUCCAAGGUACGUCUGUACUGCCUAAUGUCGAAAUGGCUUCAAAAUGGUUUACAAAAACAUAGAAAACGGUUGCACAGCAUAUGGAGUAAACAAAAAUGCACAAUAAAACAAUCCCAUCAAAACGUUAAGAUAUAAAUGUCCACAAAUCACUUCCAUUGCUGAUUCCUAGUCAUGUAAUGUAUAGUUUGACUUGCUUCAUACAGAAGGUUCCUGAGUUGAAACUACUGUACUGGCAUUUCCAGUUACAGAAAGAUCAGAGAAGCUGUUGAUGGGAUAGAACUUUGACUGGCACCUGAAGGGGUUGCUGCCUUUCAGCGCCACAGACAAUUCAUUUGACCUGGUAUUAGGCAGUACUCUGGGUUCCUUGUGCGAAUGAAAAAGCUAAGCUUUGUCAAAACUCCACCUGAAACUGUUGAAACAGGAAACAAUAGAAUAAGGCAGAAACUAGGAGGAGUCCAUUUUAUAUAUUAAAGGAAACAAGAGUCUUGCAAAAUCUCCUUCCCCCAUAUAUGCAUAUCUGUCAACCGUCCCUUAUUUGGCGGGAAAGUCCCUUAUCCCAGCGCCAUGUCCCACUGCUGUCCCUUAUUGAUGAUGUCCCUUAAAUUUCCCGGGUUUCAAACGAAGCAGCUCCUCUCCCUCCCUCCCUGCUGGCCAGGGAGGAGGGAGGCUCCAACUGUGUUGCUUGGCUGCAUUGUUCACCUAAUAAGGAAUUUAAGAAUGACUGGGGGGUGGAGCUUGCAUGCCUUGUGCCGAUCAAAUCGGCCACGUUGCCUGGGGACUCGCCUUUGCUCAGCGCUUCCCAGCGGAGAGGUGAUGGUGGUUUUCCUUGCUGCAUCCCCUUUGCUGGGUUGCUGUGCUGUGGGAACCACCGCUUGAGGCUUUGUUUGGCUGCUGGCUGGGCUUUCUGCCUUUGGCUCGGAGGGGCCCAGAAGUUGAACAUACCUGUGCUAGGAAAAUCCCUUAUUUUGGCUGCUGAUCCCUUAUUUUUGAGGCUGCUGGUCCCUUAUUUUCAAAUCUGUAAGUUGACAGCUAUGCAUAUCUGCCUCCUCAACCACUUCAAUCUGCAAAACUGGCCACAUAAUAUUUGCUUCUUAUAUUUGUAAGAAAUAUAGCUUGAAGUGUGACAGCACAUGCACUUUGGAACUCCCUGCCUAUAGACAUCAGGCAGGCAACUUUGCUGUAUUCUUUUCAGUGCUUGCUAAAAACACCUUUGUUUAGGCAAGCGGUCUGUCCAGACACGUAGAAUGCCAGCACAGGUUUUAAUCUGGUUUUUAGCUUAUCACUGAUCUUAAUUAUUAUAUUUUUACUGUUUUAAAUCAUUGCUUUUAACUGGUUCUCAAUGAUAAUUUUAUUCUUUCUUUAUAUUUUUUUGUAAACUGCUUUGAGGUUUUAUUGCAGUCAAGCAGUAUAUAAACACUGUGAAAUAAGUAAGCAAAUAAAUGAUUCCUAUUUCUCCCAUUUGUCUCCCACACGACUGUAUAGAUGACAGGGGAAGAGCAGGCCAUUGUCUGACUCCAGAGCAAUCCCUUUAUGCAACUAAAGGCCGGAACGCAGCAGGGGUGCCUCUGUUGAAAAGGCAAAUAAGAUUUAAAUAGAGAUAAUCCCAGAGGUAAAACUCUGUGGAGCCCAGGUCACCAUCAAAUAAACUGGUUAACUUGCGCAGAAGAGUAAUGUUUGAAACUUAUAAAAACUGACAAGACGCCUGAUGAAUGGGAACUAGUUGACAGUAUUAAAAGAGGAGGAAGUAAAAUAUUAGGUUUCAGUAUGUGUUAAGGCCAAACUAGAUGAGACGUUCGCCAUCAGGUGCAUACCUGAUUUUUGUUAAAUAAAUAGCUGACAAGUGAGAUAGGGGAGAGAUGGGACCAGGGGAAUGUUGUUGUGGUGCCCUUUUCGUUUUGAUGCUUAGUGCAUGGGAGCCAGUCUCAUUCUCCUAAAACUGCCUCUGCAGCUGCUGUUCGCAAUAGUACUAAAAGGUAAAGGGUAAAGGGACCCCUGACCAUUAGGUCCAGUCGUGGCCGACUCUGGGGUUGCGGUGCUCAUCUUGCUUUAUUGGCCGGGGGAGCCGGCGUACAGCUUCCGGGGCAUGUGGCCAGCAUGACUAAGCCGCUUCUGGCAGACCAGAGCAGCGCACGGAAACGCUGUUUACCUUCCUGCCGGAGCAGUACCUAUUUAUCUACUUGUACUUUGAUGUGCUUUCGAACUGCUAGGUUGGCAGGAGCAGGGACCGAGCAACGGGAGCUCAUCCCGUCGCAGGGAUUCAAACUGCCAACCUUCUGAUCGGCAAGUCCUAGGCUCUGUGGUUUAACCCACAGCGCCACCCGCGUCCCCUUGCAAUAGUACUACUGCUUAACAAAAAUACGCGAAGAAAAGGAAAACUCUCAUUGCCUCAAUCCCUGGAAAAAGAGUAAUGGGUGUUAUGGUUGAUUAGCAAUAUGAAGUUGCCUUAUACAGAGUCAGACCGGUACCUAGCUCAGCAUUGUCUACUGCAGGGACACAGAACCUCUGGCACUCCAGAUAUAGAUGGACUCUAGCUUCCAUCAGCUACAGCCAGCAUGGCUAGUGGUCAAGGAUGAUGGGAGAUGUUGUCUGGCAACAUGUGGAAGGCCACAGGUUCCCCAACCCUGGGCUUCCUUAACUUGACAGUAGGUCUCCAGAUCUCAUGAAGGGUCUUCUCAAGCCCUGCUCCUUUGAACAGAAGAGACCAGUGGUUAAAACUGGGAUCUUCUGCAUCUGCAGCAUAGCUUCUAAGUCCCAGCCCUUCCCUGCAUAAAGCAUCUUCUUUUAAUUCCUGUUCUGUAAACUGAUCUUAGUUGGGCUUUCCCCCCCCCCCUCUUACUCAUCACUUCCUUUCUGUUUCUUCUUCAUUUCUCCCAUCAUCUCCCGCCUCUAUCUACCACUUGCAAAAAAAUAAAUGCGCACAGAAAGUUAAGUUUUGCUCUAACUUCAGAGGACAACUUCUCGUUUUGUAUUUGAAACAGAGAAGGGUUCUCCAAAUCCUAAUUGUGAAUUCUCCAAAUCCUAUUGAAUGUAUGACUUGCUACAGCUGUGUCCCAUUCUUCAAUAUGAAGAAGCUCAAAGCAGCAUUUUAGCUGCACAACAAUCCCGUCAAGCAGGUUAAGUUGAAUAAGCCCAAGCCCACUUAAUUGGCUUCAUUGUUUGAGUGGGGAUAUGAACUUACAUUCCCAUAUCUCCCCAAUCAAGGCGCCUAAAGAUUUAUAAAAGCAUGUCAUAACUAUACUAUAUCAAGGCUCUUAAUUUGCACAACACAAUGAAUCCGUGUUCCUGGUUUGUGUUGUGCUGCUUGAUCACUCCUGCUUGCUCCUCCCCUCCAGCAUGAGCGAAACAAACCUUGAAAUGGAGAUGAUGGUACUGCCAGUCACUACAACCCAGCCUUUUUUAACCUUGGGUCCCCAGAUGUUGUUGGACUACAACUCCCACCAUCCCUAGCUAGCAGCACAGGGAUGAUGGGACUUGUAGUCCAACAACUUCUGGGGUUCCAAGGUUGAGAAAGGCUGCUGUAGACUAGACUGAGUUAGGUGGACCAAGGUCUGACUUGGUGGAAGGCAGAUUCCUGUGUUCCUAUGAUACUCCAGCGUCCUUGCAGAAUUGAAUGUACCAAUUGGCUGAGAAAGAAAUACUUUCAGGGAUUGAAAGCAGAUGUUGUCUGUGCCUCUGACCCACAAUGCCUGGCAUAUAUGCUCAGUGGGAGGGUGGGUGACUAAUUUAUGGAAAACUGCAGAAGUCCAGGCAAAAAUGAGUCAUGCAAGAAAACAGCCUAUUUUACUCAAUUCCAAAACUGUGUUCUGCGGUUCAAAAACUUAUCUGUGCAAUGUGGGGUUUGUAACAGUUGAUUUGCUUCCUGAAGGGAGAGCAGCGUGGAGAUGGAGUUGUUGGUUGGUCUUCUCAGAUUCAGGCAAGCCUUUGCAUAACUGGUAUUUGCUUUUUGUCAGGGUUGUUUUGCAAUACGACGCACUCAGGGCCGAUGCUGUUAUGAAAAGGAGCUGAAUGGCUGGAUCAUCUAGGAGCAGUUUUAAUUAUCCUGGAGCACAUGGCUUUGAGAUCCUUCCAAAAUUUUGGUGCCCAGAGCGAUUUUGAUCAGAUAGUCUUCUCUAAUAAGUUUUCUCGCGGUGCAAACAAGAACAGCAUUAGCAUAGUUGCGCUUUCAUCCUGCAAUUAAUGCUGCUACCAUGCCAUUAAGGAUAUGACUGUGCUUUUGGCACGGGGCAUCCUGCAGGACUUGCAAUCAAUUUCUAACUUCAGAAACAAUUAAGCUUUGCCACAAAGCCCCCUGCUGGUUUGCCAGGUGAUCUGUUAUUAAGGUUUGCAAAAAGUACGCUCAAAAGAGCAGUAGCUUUUAACUUUUUGCAGGUAGGCUGGUGAAUUCAGCCACAGCAGUGUGCUUCUGCAUGCUGCAUGAAAAAGGGUAAACAGAGCUUAUACCUAUUUGCUUUUAUUUGAUUUAACGUAAUUUAUAUGCUGCUCGGAUGUAGCAAAACCCUGUAAACGGUUUACAAGAAAAAAGUUGUGCAUACCAAUCCUAGUGACUCCUAGUGUUGCGCCCUUGAAUUGCUGUGCCGUGUUAUAUUAAUACUGUUAACUCCCAGCAUUAGGCGUAUCUUUGAAUAAUUGUUACGAUGCACCAAGGAUCACUCAAUUAAAAACGUUGUGGGCGGGAUUCAACUAAGAAGCUGCGUCAGCAGAAGCCUGAAAUUGGCUCGGGGUGGGUAGGUGGGAGGACCCCCAGAACAGUGUGCAGGGGAGCAGAGAGGAGAUUUUUCCACCUGGCAAACUGCAGUGUUUUAAUUCCACCCCUUGUAACUUACAGGUAACUGCCAUUGUCCAAUAUUUUAUUUUUUUCCAUUUCUAGGGGAAAGGGGCAUUUGUGUAUUAGUAACCUUAACUUUAAGGGACGCGGGUGGCGCUGUGGGUUAAACCACAGAGCCUAGGACUUGCCGAUCAGAAGGUUGGCGGUUCGAAUCCCGGCGACAGGGUGAGCUCCCGUUGCUCAGUCCCUGCUCCUGCCAACCUAGCAGUUCAAAAGCACGUCAAAGUGCAAGUAGAUAAAUAGGUACCGCUCCGGCGGGAAGGUAAAUGGCGUUUCCGUGUGCUGCUCUGGUUUGCCAGAAGCAGCUUAGUCAUGCUGGCCACAUGACCCGGAAGCUGUACGCCGGCUCCCUUGGCCAAUAAAGCGAGAUGAGCGCCGCAACCCCAGAGUCGGUCACGACGGGACCUAAUGGUCAGGGGUCCCUUUACCUUUACCCUUAACUUUUACUACAUUGCUUUGAGGGUCUUAUCAAAGCUAACCAGUGCUGCUGAAAUGUUAAAGCAGGAUUUGUGGCUAUCAUACAGGAAAGAGUAACCAGCAUGCAUUAUAAAAGCAAUAACAGCAACAGCCAUUCUUUUCAAUCACUUAAUGCAUUGGGGAAAUCCCCAGGAUGAAAGUAAUCUAUGAGAUUGUCUGGUGUUGCAUUUCCCCGCCGGUUUUCUAAGCAAUAUUAAAAUGAAACUUAAUCUGUAUUUAGGGUGGCUGGGUGCCCUACAUUUCAGAGGACGGGGCUCUGUUUUAACAGCUGCCGAAGGACAGUCCUCUAUUUGAAGACAUCCUUUAUUUGAAGAGCUGUCCGGUCAAAGUCUGACUUAAAGAUAAAGAACUCUAAGAAGGGAGCAUAGGGGCCUUGAAGUGACCUCUCAGCAGGUAGCAGGUAACUUCAGGAUGACAGACUGACUGAGCAGGCAGACAGGUCACCAAGUCAACCGUCCUUUGAAAUACAGUUUUUGCCCAUUGUUAGCAGACACAUGCCCCUUGUUUUGCAGUGAUCUGAAUCUUGAUUGCUGUCUGCAGUAAGAGAGGAACCAAUUCAAUCUGGUGAUACCAGGUAAACAUCAGUGCAAGAGCUCUUCUGUCCUUUGAUAUAUGGAUAAAAAUAUAACUCUUAUUUCAGGGAAGUGAAGCUGGCUUCAUAGAUUUGGGCUGUUUUCACCAGACACCUGCUAAGGAUUACAGCCUGAAAGUUGAAGGUAAGUUGCAUGUAUGUUUACUGGCAGUUCUGAAAGAACUAGCAAAAUGCCCAUAUAUAUAUUUUUUACUAGCUGGAUGUAUGUAAAGGGAGGGUCUGCAUAAUGCAGAUAACCUGUGGCUGUCUUUUUCAGAUUACAAAAGGCAUGGUUAUUCAGGAGGCUUUUGUCUGCUAAGUAUCUGCUGUUGUUCUUUUUUAAUGUAAUGUUUAGCUGCAGUCUGUGCCUUUUUGUUGUGUUUUUUGAACUAUUUGAUGGUUGCUUUUUUGUUGCAUUUCAUGACAUUGCCUUUUUAAAUUGUUGCAAGCUACUCUUCACAAUGUAUACGCGCUUAAAUAACAGAAUAGUGUUAUAAGAAAAAACUGCUCUUUUUCCCUUAUGGGGUAUCCAAGAUCCCGUAUAGAGUCCUUAUGUAGGUUCUCUAUCGGUAGGAGAAAAUAACAGAGGCCAACCAGAGACUAUUGAGAAGCAAAGCAGCUAGUAAGCAUGAUCUUUAUUAAACUGCUGCAACAGGGUCCCCUGCUCACCCCACACAGGGAGGGAGGAGAGAAACCCAGAACAUUGGUGUGCAAUCUCUUAUAUAGACUUUUGAAAUUGCCUACCCUUGUAGCUCAAGACCACUCCCCAAAACAUCAUACAUACAUCACAGAAAGAGGUGGUCCCCAGCAGAAAUUUGAGUGUGUUGCUUCUCUCCUGUCUGCCAGGAUAUCUGAUAAUGCCUUAUCUGACUGCCUUUUCUGGAUAGCCUGGCCAUUGCUUUGAGAUGGAAAAUACUUAGUUUCUGAAUCUCUUACGCAUAUUGAUAGUGUGCUCAGUUUAACAGAUUCUUGCCAGACUGUGUUUACAGGGAGGUGUAAGCCCCUACAGUCCAAAGACAAUUGGAAAGCUUUUCCCAUUUCCUUCCUCCUUGCAGAGAAACAUUUGAGGUCAAUUUGGGAGAGUCAAAAUGGCUUCAGGAUUGUUCUCCUGUACUAUUUCAGAUGCGUGGUUUAUAUACUUAUGUAUGUGUUUGCUUGUACAUUUAUGAAUGAAUAUAUAUAUAUGUGUGUGUGUGUGUGUGUGUGUGUGUGUGUGUAUGGCCUUAGAAUUCCUAUAACAAUAGAAAUCUCAAUCUUAAUGUAAAUAAAUAACAUGCACAUGCAUAGAGUUUCUGGGCAUUUCGCAUCAGACAUCCCUUUUCCACUCAGCUCCUCAAUAAGGCGCCGCUUGGCAUUUUUACCCCACCUUUUCCUCCAAGCAAACAUUUCAAGGAAGUGUGCAGUAGUGGAGGCAGUGCAGUGUAGUGGUUAGCGUUUCGGGCUAGGUUCCCCCACCUCAAAGAAGCCUCUUCUAUAAAUGAAGCACAAUUGGACAGGAAUCAGCAAGUUCACUUCGGAAUGAAAGGAAGGAAGGAACAGCAUUCCUGUGUCAUCCAAGCAGCCUCAAAAGUUCUUAUUAUCUAGAUUAGUACUAAUAAGUGUGAUAAUUAUCUCAGAUCAUUUGAUCCAGACAAUCCUAUGGACAUCGGCCAGUUCCAGGCUGUCGCCUGUGUAUAACAUUUGACGCACUCCGGCAUAUUUUGAGUAGCUUUCUCCGAAGGACUCAGAGCACUGAUCAUUUCCAAAUGGAAAACGCUCUGAAAAAGUUGUAAUGCUGGAAAAUGCCAGGAUUGCUCCAGCUAAGGUUUACUCAGCAUAGACCUAUUUAAAGUCAUUAGGCCCAGGUUAGCCAUGCCCAUUAAUUUCAGUGGGUAAAAUUUAGUUGACAGCAAUCCAUUAUCUCAAACAGGGACCAAGGUCAAUUUCCUGAAGUGUUUCUUAUCUCCAUGUUUUUAUACAGUAUUUGUAUGAGAAUUGGGUUUUGGAUGGCGGUCAGGUGUGGAACGUGGGGUAAUCUGAGACAUGCUGGAGCUAUUUAGGAGCCUUGUACAGUAUAGAUGUUUGGCUUAAAUGUGUAUUUAAAAAAGGAGUGCCAGGCAUUUUCAGAAGCCCAUUUUUGUUUUGUUUUUCAUCCGAACAGCUUUGGGAACAAAGAGUGGAUUAGGAAACACAUUAUGAAGCAUUUCCAUUCUUUCUCAGACUGAGCGCUUCUCCAGAUUUUGAAUUGCGGUUUCAGAUCACAGAAGUGCAACUGUAAAUAUGUGACAUUUAAAAAAGCAUACAAAAUGUGUAUUUCAGGGGGAAAGCGCUGAAAUGUGUACACUGUGUACAAUUUCAUGCGUUCUUUCUGAAAGUCUGCAGAAAGCAGGAUAAACAUGUCUGAGCACCAGCAAAACUGACAUGCGACAGGCAUCGGUUGGUCCAUCCCACCUUUAUUUGGUAAAGCCAUGUUGAUAGAUCGAGAUGUAGGUAUUCUGUUUGCAUCAGCUUUUACACUGGCCUUUGGAAACGCAAACAUGUACAAACAACUUGUGGGAAUGUUCAGGGAGGCAGGAGAGGAUAUAUUGUUUAAUAUCCUUCCUAACUUGCACUAGCAAGUUCUAGUUACAAGUAGGUAGUUGUGUUGGUCUGCCAUAGUUGAAACAAAAUAAAAAAAUUCCUUCCAGUAGCACCUUAGAGACCAACUAAGUUUGUUAUUGGUAUGAGUUUUCGUGUGCACGCACACUUCUUCAGUUCUAUAAUUUAGCAGAGUUUUAACAUUCCCUUUUUAAAUACACAGUGGUUAGCUUGUUCCAAGCUCAUUUAAGCUUCUUGAUAUAGGAUUCCUGGUAAUCCCCUUUACUCCCCCUUAAAAAGAAUAGACACAACACAGUCUUGUGUAAAAGUAUAAAAGAUGUUUACUCACACAUUCAGUUCACAGAUGGAUCCCUGAAGGCAGACUUAGUUACAAAGUAUAUACACGUGGAAUCUAUCCCAUAAGGAGAUAGUCCCUUUGUGCUCUGUUGGCUGGAAGCCAGCAGGGCCUCUCUAGCAAAAGAGCUUUUGCUUCUACGAGGAAUGGAGGCAGAGAGCGAGAGAGUGGGCUUUGUUCCUGGUCCUUUUGUCACCUGGACAGGUAAGGUCUCGCCCAUCUCUAGUCACACACAGAGGGAUAAUAAUAAUAAUAUAAUAAUUUAUUAUUUGUACCCCGCCCAUCUGGCUGGGUUUCCCUAGCCACUCUGGGCGGCUUCCAUAGAAACCAAAAAUACAGUAAAAUAUCACAGAUUAAAAACUUCCCUGAACAGGGCUGCCUUAAGAUGUCUUCUAAAUGUCAGGUAGUUAUUUAUCGCUUUGACAUCUGAUGGGAGGAAGUUUGUCCCAGCCCAGGAGGAAACAGGAAGUUUUCUAUUGGUUGAUGCAAACAUCCCAUUUCAUGUCCACUCUAGGAAUGUUGAACUUGACUGCUUUGUGUUUCACAUCCCACACAACUAAGCAGGUAAAACUACCAAACUAAAUUAAAACGCCAGCUGGUGCAACAUGUGCACAAAAUAUAAACAUAAAAACACCACUAAGCAGAUAAAAUCACCAUGCUCAAUCAGAAUUUUAAAAUUCUACAAUUUAAAAUUAAGGACAUUGUUGAGAUACUUGGUUGCCAAGGAUUUUGAAGUUUUUGCUGCAACAACCUUUUCUUGAUCUGCAAGAUCUUGAUCCAUCCCUCCUUGGGUGAGAUGGUAGAGCCAUGUCAGUUAAGCCACUUUUAAACCACUUUAAGUUUGUAGUGUAAAUGUGCUGCCAGUGGACAAAACAGUUUCAGCCAAUGCAGUUGAGCGUAUCUUCCAUUUGAAAUGCUUAAACCACCCAACUGCCCCUUCAUGUCUACUUUCUCCUGCAUUAACGAGCAGCCCAAAACAAACCCACCUCUACGCUUAUGUAAUAAGACAAAAUAGACACAAAAAUAACUCCCCAAAAUACACAGAACACCAGCAGUGACGUGUUGUUUUGCAAGGUUCUCAGGAUCGCAUGACAAAUAUUGACAAUGAAGGUGUCAGCGCACCUUCUCAAGGAUCACUUGUUCCAGUGUCAAUAUAGUUAAAUGGUAUACUUAAAACAGAAGAAAACACUGCUCUGGAUUUUGCAGUGCCUUGGAUAAUAAAGAAAAUUUCUUUUUUUAAAAAAAAAAUGAUAUUUAUUAAAGUUUCAAAAAAUACAGGAAAAUACAGAAUACAGAAAAAAAAAGUAUAAAGUUUUUAAGAUAUAACAAAAAAGUAAAAAAUAAAAAGAAACAUACAAAAUAAAACAGUUAAAAACAUGUUAAUUUUCCAUAACCUAUCUUCCUUGCACUUAUUUCCCCGGACCUCCUCGUACCUCCCUUUUUUGUAUUCCAGUUCAAUUUGUUAGUUCAGCAAAUCCUUACCAUUAAACUUUUACCCAUUUGUAAGCCUUUUUUUGUAUCUCUUAAAGCAUUACAGCUGGAAACCACUUAAUUUCUAUCCAACAUCCUUCUAAAAUUCCUUAAUUUUACAAUAUUUCUGUAAAUAAUCUUUAAAUUUCUUCCAGUCUUCUUUCACUGACUCUUCUCCCUGGUCUCGGAUUCUGCCAGUCAUUUCCGCCAAUUCCAUGUAGUCAAUCACCUUCAUCUGCCAUUCUUCCAGAGUGGGUAGAUCUUGUGUCUUCCAAUACUUUGCAAUGAGUGUUCUUGCUGCUGUUGUAGCAUACAUAAAAAAAGUUCUAUCCUUCUUUGGCACCAAUUGGCCGACAAUGCCCAGAAGAAAGGCCUCUGGUUUCUUCAGAAAGGUAUAUUUAAAUACCUUUUUUAUUUCAUUAUAAAUCAUCUCCCAGAAAGCCUUAAUCCUUGGGCACGUCCACCAAAGGUGAAAGAAUGUGCCUUCAGUUUCUUUACAUUUCCAAAUAAAGAAAAUUUCUGAAUACAGUCAUACCUUGGAAGUUGAAUUGAAUUCGUUCCAGAAGUCGGUUCAACUUCCAAAACGUUCGGAAACCAAAGCACGGCUUCUAAUUGCCUGUAGGAAGCUCCUACAGCCAAUUGGAAGCUGCAGAAGCCCCGUCAGACAUUAGGCUUCCAAAAAUCCUUCGCAAACUGGAACAAUCACUUCUGGGUUUGCGGCGUUCAGGAGCCAAAACGUCUGAGUAGCAAGGCGUUCAGGAUCCAAGGUAUGACUGUAUACUGCAUAUUUGGACUGGGUUCCCCCCCCCCCCACACACACUUCUGCAUAAACAAUUUUAAAUACCUUUCUGUUCUUGUUAUUUGAAUUUAUAUCCCUCUCUUUCUUCCAAAUGAACCAGCAAACAAUAAGCAAUAAAAUGAUUUUAAAAAACCUUUAAAACAAUUCCAGUUCAGAUGCAGACAGGGAAAAAUCUCAGUUUCAAAGGUAUUCCAUAAGCACCAAAAAGGCAACAGAGACAGCACUAUUGAAUCAUAGAAUGGUAGCAUUGUAAGGGCCUGUUGUUGUUUAGUCGUUUAGUUGUAUCCGACUCUUUGUGACCCCAUGGACCAGAGCACGCCAGGCACUCCUGUCUUCCACUGCCUCCCGCAGUUUGGUCAAACUCAUGUUUGUAGCUGUCCAACCAUCUCGUCCUCUGUCAUCCCCUUCCCCUUGUGCCUUCAAUCUUUCCUAACAUCAGGGUCUUUUCCAGGGAGUCUUCUCUUCUCAUGAGGUGGCCAAAGUAUUGGAGCCUCAGCUUCUGGAUCUGUCCUUCCAGUGAGCUUGUAAGGGCCUAUAUAUUCCCUAUAUUGUGCAGAAUUGACCUCCUAAUAUCCUGGCCUAUUGAGAUGUUUUGCCCUUAUGUGAACAAGCUCCAAAGAACCACAGGCCCUCGUACAGAUUCCAAAUUCUACCCUCCCCUGGCCGCAUGCCAUAAUUCUCAAUUUCCUAACCUUGUUUGUGACAGACCAUAGUUUUCUAGUUUGUCUGAACAGUAAACUAUGGUUAGAGCUUGCCUGCAGACUAGGAUCACAAAUCAGGAUCAUAGGCUGGAUUGCAAAUAAGGCUUUUUUUUGUGAAAUGCCCCAAAUUUUUGGCUAGCUAUGCAGUCAUUGCUCGUAGCUUGUUCCUGCAGUUCACUUUGCUAAGAUUACCGGUACUCUUUUAAAUUAAGUUGCCACUUAACUGAAAAUGUAGGCCUCUGGGCUGGGCUUGUGCUUCUCCAAUAAUUUUUGUAGUGUCUAGUGUUUGAGAUGAUGAAAGCAUUGGGGUGGCCCAUGGGCUUUGUGAUGGGGCAGCCUUUCUCAACCUGUGGGUCCCCAGAUGUUGUUGAACUACAACUCCCAUCACCCCUAGCUAGCAAGGCCAGAGCUCAGUGAUGAUGGGAGUUGCAGUCCAACAAUAUCUGGGGAUCCACAGAUUGAGAACCUCUGUAUGGGGGAAGGGGAAAACAUCUCUGAUAAGAUCUCUGUUUUUCUCAGAAAAGAAAAGCCAACCGCGGGGGGGGGGGGCAUGUUUAAAAUGUGUGUCUAUCUGACAGUAUAUUCACACAGUUAAAAAUAGGGCACUUUGAGACAGGGGGAAGAAGGACAAACCCAAAACAUGAAGUAGAAAGCCAAACAGAUUACUCGUUAUUCUCUUCUCUUUUUAACGGUUGUUGUAUAUAGAGUAACUGGGAAGUAAAACAAGCACAGAUAAUUACAUUAAGCUCCCGUGUGCCCUGCUGACAGCUGCAUCUGGGAUGCUUUCACAUCUGCCAAGGCCUGCUGCUGAUGCAUUCUGGGAAAUUAAAAAGAGUUUAUAGCCCCAGCUCUGCAGUGCUGCUGGGCACUCCGCUUCCGCAGCAAGAUAAGCCUGACAGGGGCCGCUGAUAGGCAAAGGGGCAGAGGAACCUUUGCCCAGCGCAUCCACAAAUGUGAUUCUAGACCUGGUUCCCACAGAAUAUACCAUGAAGUCUUUAAGGCCUUAUACAAAUCUUAUGGACAGUUGUACUUAGAACUGUCCAGAGCCUUUUCGGUGGUGGCUCCCAGAUUGCUGUCUUUCCACCAGCAGGUGAAAACCUUCUUGUUCCAACAGGCUUUGGGGGACUGACUGCUUUUAAUGAAAGGGCUGGUGUUGUGCUGUUUUCAUUUUAAUUAUUGGCAUGGUGUUAAUAUGUUUAUGUAUAUAGCUUUAAUUCUAUCAGUGUUUAAUUAGGUUUUUAAAGGUUGCUUUUUCUUUUUUUUAGUGGUCCUUAUUCUUAUCUGUAUGCCACCUUGAGUCCUAUAAGGACUGUGAAUAGCUCAGUUGGUAGAGCAUAAGACUCAGAAUCUCUGGGUCAUGGGUUCAAGCCCCACAUAGGGCAAAAGAUUCCUGCAUUACAGGGGGUUGGACUAGAUGACCCCCAUGGUCCCUUCCAACUCUACAGUUCUUGGAUUCUAGGAUAGCGGUGUAAAAAGGCAAGGUAUAUAUAGAUAAAGAAAAGCAAGCAAACAUGCUUGAAUAGUGGGGCUUAGAUAGAAGGUAACUGAGGUGGUACCUGUGGCAGAGACUGAGAUCAGGCCUCAGACUUGAGUCUUCCUCCCCUGAUGUCUUUACUUUCAGGAGAAACUGUUGAGUUAACAAAGAGAUUCUGCAAUCAUUUAAAGACAUCACAAAAUGAAGUGAUGAUGGUAGUUCUAAAUUUGAUGGAAUUUUGCUUCUCUGUUGAUCAGGACAGUAUUUACUUUUCCCAAAGCUUUUUUCUUGUUGCAUUUCUUGUUACCUUCCCUCUGUAACCAAACCUUCAUAUAGCAGACACAGAGAACAUCCAGCCCAGUGGCCUUAACUAGGCCCAACACAAGCCAAACUUUGCCUGCAAGGCUAUUUCACCAGCUCUGGACCUGACAUCAUGUGUGGUGUCAGGUGAGGCGCAAUGAGGAAUGUGGCUCCAAAGGACCGUUUGGGAGCUGAAAGUGAGCUCCCAGCCGUUCUUCUGCAAGCUGGGUUCGCAAACAGUGCCAAGUUCAUGAGGUGGGGGGCUCACUGUCGCCGCCAAUUAGGUGAUCAGCUAUCAGCCGCCCCCGCUUGUCUGUUUGCAAGAUAAAAAUGCUUAAGAAUCCCUUGCUCAAGCAGUCAAAGGUAUUGCGGAGGCUGCUGGCUUUCCAUCAUUAGGGAGAUUACUGAUUAAUAGUCCUUAAUAGACAGUCAGUAUCUCUGGAAGGAAGCUAAUGCUUAGAAGUAGUGCCAGAGAGAGAUAUUGGUCUCUGUGGAAGGAGGGACACAAAGUUAUUUGAAAAUUCAGGGUGGGGGGAGAGAUUUGGAUAGAAAUAGCCAUUUUUUGUUUUCUGUUAUUUUUCCGGUUUUGAACUUUAUUUUAGCUCGGCUGUGUAGGGCUUUUCUUAGACAUAAUGUAGUUAUGCUCACUGUCACUGUGAGAGCCAAAUGUGUUGUGGGCAACCAAAGCAGUUUCUGUGCCAAAACCGGCCCUAAACCCUGAUUGAAAUGGAUCCAGAAAAUCAGUUUCUUCCAAAAGCGCCUGGAUCUGGUCUGCGAUCAUUCGCUCCAGAACCUUGCUCAGGAAAGGGAGAUUAGUAACUGGCUGGUAGUUAGUUAGGUUUUCUGAUUCCAGGAAAGGUUUCUUAAGGAGUGGUUUUACCACUGCCUCCUUCAAACAGGCAGGGACCACCCCCUCUCGUAAAGAGGCAUUGAUCACCUCCCUGGCCCAGUAAAAUUCUUCAGCUGACACAGCGAAGCUUGGGCAAUUGCAGAUUCCCAUCCGUGUGGAGGCUUCUUGGAGGCAGCUUCAAUGUUCACCACUCAAAACUGUUUUCCUUUGUUCUUCACUAUGAGGAAAUAUACCCUGUCCCUAGAUGAACCCUGCCCACUUGAAGGCAAGUUUCACCUUGUGUGACAGGUUUGAAAGCUUUACGUGCCCAGAGGACGUUUGUUGUAAUGAAGCCUCGCAACUGAAAGUUUGGGGCAUGCCAGCUGAGCAGAGAGAAGGCAUAAGAGCAUGAGGCAAGCCCUGCUGGAUCUGGCCAAUAGCCCCAAAAGUCCAGCAUCCUGAUCUCAUAGUGGCUGGCCAGAAGCCCAUGGGUAGCCUGCAAGCUGAACAUAAGCAAAACAGCACUUUCACCUGCCUGCAGUUUGCAACUGGUAUUCAGAGGUGCAAUGCCAAUCUGCAUGUAAACUUGGUUCAGACAUGGCACUGGUUCAAAACGGCAUACCAGAUUUGGCAUGAGCAGAAAGCGUUUUCCCCUGGCAUGGAGGUGCAAAAAUGGUGCAGAUAAUUGGCACAUUUGCACACUUUAGGAGAAGCUACAGAAAUCCUGUUUUGGAAUCAGCAAAGAGCAAGGAACUGGAAGUAUGUAGUGCUUAUUGGUUUUUAAUUCCCCCCAUCCACGUACCACAGUGUCCCAAGCAGAGAUAGAACAAUCAGCCUAUUUCAUGUCUGUUUCUCACUGGUAAAUCGGUCGUAUCCUGUUUCUAUAUCCAACUGCGAGUUUUUUUGUUUUUUUUAAAUGUUGCACAAAAAGUGCAUUAUUUUUUAACAUAUCCCCCACAUGCACAUUUUAUAUGCAAUUUGUUUCUCCAAAUGUGCCUUUUUAAAGGAGAUGGUGACAUCACAGAAUUCAGAGAACUGAACCGCAUUUCGAUUUGCAUAUCAGUCCAGGAAACGUGUAGCAGGUUGCUUGCCUUAAAAAAAAUGGACUGAAAUCCAUUGAGUAUCCUUAGUCCAAAGUGGUUCGGCGCUAUAGUAAUGCCUCAGGAAAGUAAGCUUGUUCAAACUCCUCUCUCUCCCGUAGUUUCAUCUAAUGCAAUGACCCAGCAGCCACAGGAUGAAUUUGACAGCAGCGUGGAGAAGGCAGUAGAUUGGAUGAAGACCAUUCAGGAGAGACUGCGGAUCAAUGACAACACCAAGGGACCUAGGUCUGCCCUGGAGGCCAGGCUAAGAGACACAGAGGUACACACACACACGCGCAUACACGCGCGCACACACACACCUGAUUUCCUUCAGACAUUUUUUUAGCUGUAAUAUUGUUACUGCUGUGAUUACCGUCUGAACCUGCCCUGACAUUGAGAUCUUUGUCUGAGGACCUGCUCCAGAUGUGCUCCCCAGUGCUAUUUUUCUAGGAAAAGAGGUGCCAGAACUCACCAUGAGUGCCUCCCAUGUUCUCUUAUAAUAUCAAUGGCACCCCCUAAGAGGUGCCAGAACUGAGUUCUGGUGAGUUCCAGCUGAAAAAAAGCCCUGGCUGUAGGCAUCUGAAAGCAAAGGCUAUGGCACAUCCUUCUGAUUUAAUCACAACCCAGUCCUCUGUGCCCUGUCCUUUUCGCCUAUUAAAUCAUUAAAUUAGCUAAUGGUUAAAUCAUAUCUGCAGUCAUCGUUACAUACAGAAAUUAGUCUUGCUAAUGUCUCAAUCUCGUUGGCUGUUGGCUUUUUAAAUAACUUGGCUCCAAAGUUUCUGUUUCUGAGCUGGGCAGUUUAUAGUCAUACUUGAUUUAUAUGAUUUAUGUUCCAUUAAUCUGUGAAUGAAAUCUUCAGCCAAGGAAAGCAGUUUUUUUUUUAAAAAAGCAUGAAAAACGAGAAUGUCAUCAUUGCAACAGAUUUUCUCAAGAACACUUAUUCACCUUCCCAUUACUGCGAGCACUAAUGAGUUCUGAAACCUGGCUUCAGAUUUAUUUAUAGAUCUUCCUUUUGUUACCUAGUGCAGUUUAUAUUCUGGGAUUGGCUCCUGGGAAUUUUAAUUAGUUCUAUAGAAACACACCGUGGUUUACGGGGAGAUGCAACCUAAGGUUUAAUUUAGACAUCAUGGCCAUGUGGCUAUCAGAUAAGUGCUGCAAUGAUCACAUGCUUCCUUCUAUCCUCAUAUGCUCUGAUUCUCUCAUCUUACCUCUCCUGAGCUACAAUUCCCAGAAUUCCCAGGGAUUCAUUGUUAAGUCCCUCUGGGAAUUGUAGCUCUGUUAAUGGAACCGGGAUCUAACAACUCUCAGCAUCCUACUACACUUCCCAGAAUUCUUUGGUGGAAACCAUGACUUUAAAAGCGUAGUGCAGAUGGGGACUUAGGUUGCAUGCACACCAUACAUUUAAAGCACAUCACCUCCCCACAAAGAAUCCUGGGAAUUGUAGUUUAUCCCUCACAGCGCUACAAUUCUUGGUGCCCUUAACAUAGCACGGUUCCCAUGAUGCUUUGGGGGGGGGGAGUCAUGCAUGUUAAAUGUGCUUUAAAUGUACAGUUCAUAGCCAGCCUUCACCUCACAAGUUCUGCUACCCUACAGGCAUAAAUUUGGGGGGUGUCCCCCCUCAUCAUUUGGCUUCCUUGCGCCCUUGUACGGUGGUACCUCUGGUUGAAAAUGGGAUCCGUUCCGGAGCCCCGUUUGCAUCAUGAGCAGAACACAACCCUCGUCUGCGCAUGCGCAGGUUGCAAUUUGCCGCUUCUGCGUAUGCACGUGACGUCAUUCUGAGCGUCUGCGCAUGCGCGGGCAGCAAAACCCAGAAGUAACCCAUUCUGUUACUUCUGGGUCGCCGCGGGACUCAACCUGAAAAUACAUAACCUGAACCGAAUGUAACAAGAGGUAUGACUGUAUUGGUGGAUCAACCUGUGGAAGCCUGAUUCGUACAUAGCAAUAAUUAGAUCGAGUCAAUUAACAGCCAGCUCCCUGGAAGCCUGCCACAGGGUUGUGCUGCAGCUUCAGGCCUGCUUGGAUACUGAUUUAUUUUUUAAUAUUAUUUUCAUUUGGUUAGUUGAUUGCAUUUAUAUAUACCAACUUCCUGCCAAGGCGCACGCAAGGUGGUUUACAAUUUUCAAAACAGAUAGUACAAAAUAGCCUCAGGCGUCCUUCAGGGGCUGAUGGCACUAGCACCAUGACUUAGGCAGAGUCUCUUCUGCCUUCCCUGAGGGCACACAGGCCUGAGGGGCAAGUAUCUCAGCAGUUCUUUAGGGCUGCUGAGAGACCCUUCCCAAACCUGAUAGUUUUACGACCCCUAGCCUGGAUCUCCUGGCUUCCUCUUUCUCUAAAGGCCCUCUGGUCAUAAAUCUCCCCACAAAAGGUGGAAUGGGGUUUGCAAUGCUCCUAAGUCCCCUUCAAAAAAACCUAUUUGUGGUUUAAUUUUAAUGUUUGAUUCUUCCUAACAGAAAAUCUGUGCGUUGGAACCUGAGGGCCGGUUGAAGAUGGACUUGGUUCUCAUGAAGGCUGAUGCUCUCCUUCAGUGCACCGGCGAGGAAAAGAAACACGAGAUAUUAUCCAAACUAAAGGAUAUUAAAGCCAUGUGGGAAGAGACAGCCAUAUACAUUACGCAUUGUCACAGGUAAGAUUCCAGCCAUAGGAAUGUGCCAUUUGCCAUUUGCCAAGUCAGAGGUUCUCAGACCUACCUGAAAAUGUCAGGGACUGAACACGGGACCUUCUGUGUAGAAAGCCUGAUCCACCAUCUCUGUCAUUUUCUCCAGGGCAUCCCAGACUCUGCUUUUGUUCUUCUAGUUUGCCUGUGGAGAAUAUAUAGCCCUUCUAAGCCAGGGGAAGACCCUGCCUCGAACACUGUGUUGUCCCCCAUAUCCAGCAAAACUAUUAUGACACAACAAUAUUUAGUACUCCCUUAUAGCACCUUCAUAGCAAACGUACAGACAAUUUUAUCUGUGGUAAGAAUCAUAGAGCUGGAAGGGAUCCCUAGGGUCAUCUAGUCCAACCCCCUGCAACGCAGGAAUCUCAGCUAAAGCAGAUGGCCAUCCAGCCUCUGCUUAAAAACCUCCAAGGAAGGAGAGUCCACAACCUCCCAAGGGAGACCGUUCCACUGUCGAACAGCUCUUCCUGUCAGAAAGUUUUUCCAUAUGUUGAGUUGGAAUCUCCUUUCUUGUAACUUGAAGCCAUUGGUUCGAGUCCUACCCUCCAGAGCAGGAGAAAACAAGCUUGCUCCAUCUUCCAUGAUGCACUAGCAGAGGUAGAUCGGGCCAGUGGGCCCUACCUUGUGUUUUGAUAGAACCCUGAGAUCCACAAAACAGAGCCCAGUGCCGAAGACCUCACAAGCUGGAGGUUCCCCACUGGGGCUGAAGAACUAACAACAACAACAACAACAACAACAACAACAAUAAUUUAUUAUUUAUACCCCACCAAUCUGGCUGGGUUUCCCCAGCCACUCUGGGCAGCUCCCAACAGAAUAUUAAAAACAGGAUUAAAACUUCAAACAUUAAAAACUUCCCUAUACAGGGCUGCUUUCAUAUGUCUUUUAAAAGUCUGAUAGUUGUUUAUUUCCUUGACAUCUGAUGGGAGGGCGUUCCACAGGACGGGCGCCACUACCAAGAAGGCCCUCUGCCUGGUUCCCUGUAACCUACUUCUUGCAGUGAGGGAACCGCCAGAAGGCCCUCGGAGCUAGAGUUCAGUGUCCAGGCUGAACGAUGGGGGUGGAGACCAACCAUAGUGACAACAGCAGUAUGGGAAGGGAAGGGAAGAGGUCCAUCGCUCCCAUAGCCCAACUCUCUAUUUAUCCUUUUGCAGCCGUAUUGAGUGGGUGUGGCUACACUGGAGUGAAUACCUGAAAGCCCAAGAUGAAUUUUAUGUAUGGAUUCACAACAUGAAGGUGACUUUGGAGCCUGACAUAGAGCUGCAGCUUGGCCUGAAGGAGAAAGAGUGGCAGCUCAGCCAUGCCCAGGUCCUGCUGAACGAUGUUCUUAACCAGUCAGCCCUAUUGGAACGGCUGCUGGAAGAAGCCUCUUCCCUCUACAACAGGAUUGGGGACCCAAGUGUUGAUGAGGACAUCCAGAAGAAGAUGAAAGAGGAAUACGCAGACGUCAAGGACGAAGCACAGGUAAGGAGGGAACUAAAGGUGGGGAAAGACAGGAUAUUAAAGCACAAGGGAUUGCAACAAUAAUAAUUUAUUACUUAUAACCUGCCCAUCUGGCUAGGUUGCCACAGCCACUCUGGGUGGCUUCCAACAUAAUAACACAAUAAAAACACAGCAAAACAGCACGCGUUUAAAACUUUCUGAAAUAAUAAUAAUAAUCUCCAGUUCAGUAGGCACAACAGGAAGUCUAAUGUUGAUCCAGCUCAAUGAAGUUAUAGUGACACUUCUGGUUCCCAGUUGAACUCCCAAUCCCUCUCUCUCCUAAACUGAGCAUUUGAGUUCUUACUCAAAGAGUUUCACUUGCUCACCACUGGGAGCAAACUAAUGUCCCCGUUUUGUGCCAAAAAAGUAUUCUCACUCUUCCUGGCUGCAUUCUCCUUAAUUUUUUUUAAAAAAAAAACCAAAGCAAAAAGAACUAUAACUACUGAAACACAACUUUACGAGUUUCCUGCCAGUUUCUUUUCCAUUCAGUUGAGCCAGAAAUGGCCUAAAAGGUUUAUUGGCAAUUCGCUCUUGAAAUAAUGUAAAUAACCACUCAGGGGACAUCCUGUCUUAGCUGAAAAGGGAUAUUUCACUACUUUACUGCAGUGUAGGUUAGUGGGAAGCAUUGCUGGUGUUUUCUCUGUGUAACUUGAACCUGGUCUCAUAGCAGUUAGUUGGUACAUUCCUGACUGAGGCCAACAGAAUGAUCAAUGAGGGCGGUAACUGGAAAUGGGCGGAAAGCCUGGAUGAUUUGCAGGAGAUCAGUAGGGAUUUCUGACUACCAAUUGCUUAACAAUAGCAGCAAGAAAAUGACUCCUGCAUCCUAAAUUACUCUGCCGAAAUGAAGGAACCAGGAGUGGAUUUUUGUGCAAAAGGGUUGUGAGCUCUGUUCAGUUCUGGUGCUCAGAUCAAAUCCCCGAGUCCAUGCUUUUUUAAUUCUAAGUGCAUGCCUUCUGCAUCUAGCUCUGGCUGGCUGAUCCUGGACUUUACAAUUGCAUCCAUGUAUGAGUGGGCCUCAUCCCAGGAGUGGAACAAAUGGGAGAUUGAUACCCCAUCUGCACUGUACAUUUAAAGCAGUAUCAUACCACUUUAAACAGGCAUGCCUUCUCCCAAAGCAUCCUGGGAACUGUAGGGUGUUGAGGGUUGUUAGGAGACUCCCAUUCCUCUCACAGAGCUACAGUUUCCAGAGUGGUUUAACGGGUGCUUUUUCUGGGGGGAAGCAGGGGUACGCAUACCCCUAAACAUUUUGUGAAUCUACGUUUGGCCUCAUUGAAGGGUAGUCUUUCAAUAUGAGUAGGAAAAUGAGAGCACCCCUAAACAAUUUUUUAAGAAAAAAAAGCAUUGGGUUUAACUAUCAAUCCCUCUUUCCAAUGAGUUAUGGGAAUUGUAGUUCUGUGUGGGAAACAGGGCUUUCCUAAUGACUCUCAGCACCCAUAUCAAACUACACUUCCUAGAAUUCUUUGUGGGGGGGACCAUGGCUGUUUAAAGUGGUAUGAUGCUGCUUGAAAUGUGGAGUGCAGUUGUGCGUGAAAACUGGACACAGUUUUAUUGGCGACAGCAAUAUACAGGGUUGUCUAGGCAUGGGCAGGAAUAACGACCGGCUUCCCGAUGAUCCAUCCCAGCUGAUUUGUUGGGGUCCCCUCCUGGACGUUUCCAGCACAAGGUUUCCACUGUGGUGCAGGCCAAGUAUGAGUUUCACUGGCCAGCUUGGCUGAGCAGUACAAAGCCAUCCCCACCGCACAUUCAAGCUACGGCUGUCUAAUGCACUGCCCGCAAGACCCCACACACUGCCUUGUUCCUUUUCCUGCUCCACAGUUAUGACAAGAAACAGAUUAUUAUUUUUGUCAAACGUCCCUACAGAGCUCCCGCUGAGGGGGAAAGUGAAAAGCUCACAACUGCAUGCCAGUUUGGCGUGAGCAAAAUUCCUUUCCAGCCCUGUCAACCAGUGACCAACCAAGUUCCCAGCAAGGGAUCUGACGGGGGGGGGGGGUUGUUGUAAAGCAGGUCUCAUGGCAGGAACCCCCACCUUGAGGUAGUCCCACCUUCCCAAGAAGCCUCAUGAUAGUGCAGAGGCUUCUGGGCAAUCCCACAAGACCCAACCUGGUUCAGAAGAUGGCUCCCACUUCUCUAGGCUCGGCACAGAGGAUUGCCCCACCUUGAGAGGGUUGGCGGGCCAUAGGUAGAAAACAGAGUCAAUCAUACAAGCCUAAAGUCUGUGUACCCCUUUGUUUAUGUACACUGGGUUAGAAUCAGGCCCCAAACAUGCUUAUUUCAUGCAGGAUAGUGCAAAUAAACACGUUCCCCACUGCAAUCCAACUGGUAAGUCUGGGUUUUGUCGUGUUUCAGGUGAGGGAAGCAGCAACAACAACCUGGAAUUUCAUUUGGCAUCACUUUGCAUUGCUUUUACCAUUUUACCCUUGGUUAUUUCGGAUCUCUUUUUGUACACAAUGUUCCAGACAAAAGGUUUCGUCCCUGAAACACUAAACACAAAUAAUGCAGUCAUAACAUUUUAACUCUCAACUUGUGUGCCUGACAGGUUCCACAAGAAAUACCAUAGUCUGGAUCCUCUUGAUAGAUGUGCAUAAGUAGCUAAGCUUUCAAAAGCCUUGAGAAAUUGCAAUAGUUAUAAAUUAUAGCAGAGCCAGGCCAAAAAGGCCAACUGAUUAAAAAGAUAGCGUCUCAUUAAACCCUGAAACAUGCAACCUUGAUUCGCUUUUUUUUCUUUCUAAGUAACCUGUUUGCAUGGUUACAGAAAUUCACCAGAAAAUCUAAUUCCGAAAAUGAGAUAAGGAGCAAGUCAGGUCUCAGAAACAACCUUGAUCUAUUGUUUUUCAACAUCCAUGUGUCACAACAUUUCAAAAGACGGCCUAUUUAUUUAUUUGAUUUCUCACUCAACUUUUACCAUAAGGCUACAACAAUAAAAUAGAAGACAUAUUUUAGAGGACAUCUGAAGGCAGCUCUGUAUAGGGAAGUUUUUAAACGUUUGAUGUUUUACUGUGUUUUUAUAUUCUGUUGGAAGCUGCCCAGAGUGGCUGGGGCAAUGCAGUCAGAUGGGCGGGUACAAAUAAAAAAAUUGGUGUUGUUGUUUGAAAUAAUUUUUAAUAAAGAUUUUCUUGGAUUGCAAAAGAAUGUGCAUUGUAUAAUGUUGGAGGGGAAGCGAGAUGAGUUGUGGGAAGAGGGUGGGUGUCAAACGUACAAUAUGUUGUUGCUGCUGCUGUUAUAAAAUAUGAAACAAUUAUAAAACAAAGCAGUUACAACCAUAAAACAGGAAAAGUGGAAAAACAUGUAAAACCUGUUCUGUAUAUAAAACAAUUAAAAAACACACCAAUCCCAUUAUGUAAAGUAAUACAAAUGUUUGAAAACAAUUCCAUAUACAGUGGUACCUCGGGUUACCUAUGCUUCAGGUUACAGACUCCCCUAACCCAGAAAUAGUACCUCGGGUUAGGAACUUUGCUUCAGGAUGAGAACAGAAAUCGUGCUCUGGCGGAGCGGCGGCAGCGGGAGGCCCCAUUAGCUAAAGUGGUGCUUCAGGUUAAGAACAGUUUCAGGUUGAGAACGGACCUCCGGAACGAAUUUAAGUACUUAACCCGAGGUACCACUGUAUAUAUAUAAUUAAAAAACCAGUUAAAAAUUGUUGCAGACUGGGAUAAAAGUUCUCUUCUUAAAAGGCCUGUUGGAGGAGGACCCUUUCGCAUGUGAUAAUGCUGGAAUAAAACAACAACAACAACAACAAUUUGGCUGGGUUCCCCAACAACAACACUUAUUUAUUAUUUACACCCUGUCCAUCUGGCUGGGUUUCCCCAGCCAUUCCAGGCAGCUCCCAACAGAAUAUUAAAAACACGAUAAAGCACCAAGCACAGAAAAAAACAAGCACAGUCUAGGAGCUCAUUCACACUUCCACUUGUGUCAUGCCUAGGAAGCCUGGGUCUGAGCUCUUUCCCCCUUGCUGCACUCUUUUCCAAGGGAAAACCUGCUCUUUAGCGACAGAUAGGAACAAAUGGCAAUCUGGGGAAAUCCCAAAUGGCCAUUUGCUCCAAUUUCGUGCUACAGAGCCGUUUUCCCUAAGUGGGAAAGGAGCAUGGCAAGAGGAAGUGUUGCUAAGCCCUAGGUCUCGUUGACGGGCAAAUUAAGGGCAAGUGGAACUCUCCCACUGAAAUAAAGGUGCAAGGUCUAAGCCUGUUUACAGAUUUACUCGGAAGAAAUUCUUGUUGGGUGCAAGGUUGAGGCUGCAGCCAGUUGGACAGUUAAUGCCGAAACUUCAUAAGUUCCAUUGCGCAACCCCAGGCAACCCUAGCGCUUGGGUAGAGAAAGGCUUGCAGAAUGAUUUCCUUGUACAGUGGUACCUCGGGUUAAAUACUUAAUUCAUUCUGGAGGUCUGUUCUUAACCUGAAGCUUUUCUUAACCUGAAGUACCACUUUAGCUAAUGGGGCCUCCUUCUGCCGCCGCGCCGCGGGAGCAUGAUUUCUGUUCUCAUCCUGAAGCAAAGUUCUUAACCUGAGGUACUAUUUCUGGGUUAGCGGAGUCUGUAACCUGAAGUGUAUGUAACCCGAGGUACCACUGUAUUUUCAUGAGCAAAAAACGGGUAGAAAAUUGGAAGGCCCACACAGGCCCCCUGGUGGCUGUGGCCUUCAUCCGCAUAAUAAAUUGUGCAAAAGCUAAGUAAGCAGCAUGGAAGUGCAUUCUUUUUCCGCAGAUGAAGCGUUUUGAAAUUGUGGGUAUAAAAUGUGGAAAUCCAGCAUGGAUGUUUUGCAGAUAGAUUUUGGCAUGCUAAGCCUUUCUUUUGUUAUCUCGCCUUUUCUUUUCUAGAGAAUGAAAGACUGUGACCUCACAAAGCCCUUGAAAACCUUGCAUUCAUUUAAUUAAGUGCUUGGUAAUUACAGCAUCCUCAGGCCUGGGACACACUGUUUUGUUCUUGAGCUGAAGACAGCAGACUGUUUCAAAAUUCCCAAAAGCAGCCAAGUGACGGGUGUGUGUGUGUGUGUGUGCACGAGCACGUGAAGGGGCAAAGGGAAAAGAACAGACUCUUUGUGUUCUGGGUUUCUCAAAAAUGCAAAGUAUGAGGACAAAGAUAACUUUCGCUUUCCCUGUUUCUGAUGUUUCUCUUUUUGCAGAGGAGAGUGCAGCUGCUUGAAAAGAUAACAAAGGAACACGAGCGAUAUAAGAGCAACGUGGACCAGUUUCAGCUGUGGCUGACCCAGGUGACAGAGAGAUUAAACUCCUGCCUUAGUCAAGAAGCAAAAUCGCCAGCAGAGAACAGAAUUAAGUCGUUGCAGGUACUGGAAUGGUGUCGGAGCUUUCUGUCACGAGCGGAAAGCUUUACUCCUAUUUCCUCGUCCAUCCAUGAGCAGGUGUAUGAAAUGCAUGUUCUGAAAGAACUCAUGUGUUCCACCCAAAUAGAAGUCUGCAUUUCAAAGAUCCCGUCCCUCUGCAGCUUUGAAGUUCACAAGCAGGUUAGGGGAAGUUGCCAUCUCUGUCCGGCCUACCUCACAUGGUUGUUGUGAGGAUUUUUAUUUUUUUUAAAAAAGAGAUAUUGUACCAGUGUUGGAACCCUCAAUGCUUGGUAGGUGGUAGGGUUUCCAACUUGCGAAGUGCAUUUAUGUGCCCAUUUGGUAUUUUUGCCGCAAGGCAAAAAUUGAAUGUGCCAGAAAUUAACUAGGCAGGAUAGGCAUCUUCAUGUGGCAUCCUUGACCAACUGUUUUUUAAAAAAAUUAUUUAUUUAUUUAUUUAUUUAUUUAUUUAUUUAUUUAUUAUUAUUAUUACUACCUCACCUAUCUGGCUGGGCUGCUUGCAGCACAUAUGAAAAUAUAAUAAAACGUCAGACAUUAAAACCUUCCCAAUACAAGCCUGCCUUCAGGUGCCUUCUAAAAGUUCUGUAGUUCUUUAUCUUCUUGACAUUCCACAGGGAGGGCACUGAGAAGUCCCUCUGCCUGGUUCCCUGUAACCUCACAGUGAGAGAACCGCCAGAAGGCCCUCGGAGGUGGACCUCAGCACCUCAGCAGUUCAGCACAGGCUAACUCCUGAACACCUCUGUAUAUUGGCUCAGUGCUCCGAGCAGCGCCAGGUGACAUUUAGCUGACAUUUAAAUUUCCUGCAAUGUCCUGGAGCCGCGCUACACUGGGGGCAUUCUGGGAAAUAAAAAUGGUGGUCUGACUUGGUCACAUGUUACGGCUCAGAACACAACUCCUUGCCUCUAAGUAAGCCCACCCGGGCCCAUCAGACAGAAACACACCAGGCUCUGCCUCUGGCCACUUAAAUCCCACGUUGGCUCCACCCACUGACCUGUCCCUUGCUCUGACCACUGACUUGGUGUUCUUCCACAUGACCUGCUCAUUGGGCAUUCAUCCUGAUUUGCUUGCAGGGAGAUAAGACAAAGCUGACUAUGUAACGGGCACCCAUUCUGGUUUGUUUGCGGGCAGGUUAGAUGGUGCUGUGUCAAAGCAAGCGUUAUCCCACACUUUUCUCAGAGCAAAACGUCCAAGGUUUUGGGGCAGUGGGUUUGUUGCACAAGACUUCUCAGUCAACUGUACUUGCGUAACCUGAAUUUGCUGGUAUGCGAUUGAAUCACGGCCAAAAAAUAGCAACAACCUGGAAUUGCUCUAGCUAUUUUUAAAAAAUUGGAAAUUGACAACUCUGGGAGGAAGAGCAUUUAAAAUGAAAUAUUUUCAGGCAUUAUUUGGGGAAGGGGCAUAGCUCAGGGGGUAGAGCCUUGCGUGCAGAAGGUCCUGGGUUCAAUCCUGGCUUCUUCAGGUAGGGACUCCUGCCUGAAACCCUGGAGAUCCACAGCCAGACUGAGCUGGAUGAGCCAAUGGGUCUGACUCAGAACAAUGCAGUUUCCUAUGUACCUGAGUAGUAGUAGUAGAAUUGUAGAGUUGUGACCCCCGAGGUUCAUCUAGUCUAACUAGUCCUGGGAUGUCGUAGUAGCAACCUUGUCCCUCUAUGUAACUCUUUCUGAACCCCUUUCUCCUGUAGGACAUUGCCAAAGAUGUGAAGAGUGGGGAAAAGAAAUGGCGUCAUCUUGAAGCUCAGUCUACAGGUGUGAUGCAGAACACCUCCCCGCUGGGAGCCGAGAAGUUGAAAGAGGAGCUUGAGGAUCUGAAGAAAGCCCUGGAGAAGCUGAAGGUGGUCAGCGCUGAGGAAGAAGAGAGGCUGCUGAAGAGCCUUAAAUCGGAAAACGCCUAUCAUUCGCAAGCCAGGCUCUUGGAAGGCGAGGUCCAGGACUUCCGUAAAAGCCUGAAGAGAUUAGGAAGCACCUUUGAAUCAGAUGACAGAGUGAGAGGCGACGAAGACUUAAUCACUCUGUGGAGAAAAUUCAUGGUGAGUGAUUAUUUGUCAGGGACAGACAGGGAACAAGGAAAUUGUUAAGUCUGUAUUAUCCUGCCAGGCUUUCUUAUCUACACUUAUACAUGCCCAUGUGAUUGAAGUAUGCAAACUUGUUUUGCUCAGGGAAUUUUAAGAGCAAUAGGGAAGCAAUAUGGAACAAGAAAAUUGCCUUUUUCUAGAUAAAUGCAGAAUAAAAAUAUAUGCAAAUGUGCCCAGUAAGAUAAAUUGAUUUGAUGUGUGUGUGUGCAUUUUAAAUCAUAAUACCUUUGUGUUUUAAGGCAGCAAAGGCAACUCUCGCAGCAGAGGAAUCAAAGGUUGAGAGACUGAAGGCUCAACUGAAGGAUUUGUUCAGGUUUUCGCAAGACACGCAAGCACUUUCCGAAAGCAUGAUAGGCCUAAUACGGGAAUAUCAAAGGUAUUUGGGGGGAACAAGGAGGACAGGAACGAGUAGCCAUUGAAAAUAAACUAUACCUGAGAAGAGUUGCUUCAAAUGGGAUGGUGGAGAUGGGAGGCGAACCAUUUGGCUUCUAUCCAGGCAGCAAAAUGUCUUGGAUCACUAUUUCACAUCUGGCUCUGUUUGGUGGGGUAUUCAUGCAAAGCUACGCUAUACCAAGUCAGUCCAUUGGGUCACCUAGUGCAAUAUAUUCACUAUGCUCCAUCUCCACUGCCUUGGGUGUUAUGCCUCUGAAUACCGCUUGUUGAGAAUCACAGGUGGGCAGAGUGAUGUUGCGUUCAUGUCUAGCUUGCAGGCUUCCCAGAGGCAUCUUCUCAGCCACUGUGAGAACAGGAUGCAACAGUAGGUGGACCAUUGUCCUUGUGUCCAUCUCUGUAGCAGAAAGAGGUCAAGUGGGAGAUCCCAUUAUUGGAUACGUGGGGAAAGUGUUGGUGGCAAGAGUCUUCCUUUUGCUGCUGACCCUUAAGCACAUGUCCUUACUUAGGAGGAAAUGUUUAUUGGAUAAAAUGAGUCUUAUGGCAGCACCUCAGCAGGAUUUUGGAAAGGGUCUUCUCAGCCCUGUGUGGAGAUGCAAGGGAUGAAAUCUAGGGCCUGCAAAGCAAAUUGCUCUCUCACUAAGCUCUGGUCCUUCCUUGAAGUACUGGGUGGUCCUACCACAUACCUGGGAUGUGACCUAAAUAAGCUUUUUGGUCUUUUCCAACCUUACUAAUUGGUGUUCUGGUGCUGGAGCACAUCAGCAGCAUUUAGUUGGGAGAAAGACUCACAAUGGUCGAUGCUCAGAAACACCCCUGUCUAAAAUCCAGCGCAGCCAAUGGCAGUAAAUGUAGACAAUGUGAAGCUGGAAAGACCAGUGGUCUGACUUAGGGUAUAGUAUCUUCCCAUCUUCUGCUGCUUAACCCUGCUCGCCUGCCCUUAGUGCCAAAAUAGACUGUCAUUUCAUUUUAAAAUAUCAAAGCGGUGAAACUAUAACAUGAAUCACACAAAUAUUAAAGCAGAUCACCAGCUGACUAUUAUGGGAAAUGUCCCCCCCCUUACUUGUCUGUAUAAGCCCGGCAGCAAGGAAUUUCCCCCCACAAACCUUUUAAAGUUAAUGCAGAGAGCACCUGCUGAAUCUCUGCUGGAAGAGUUUUCCACAGGAAUAGGCAAUGACACUGAAUGGCUCAGUUUCGUGUUGGUGUUAAUUGAGGAUCCCCCCCCCAUAAUCAAGCGGUAUAUCAAUUUUUAAAAGUAAUAAUAAUAAUAAUUAAUAAAUAAAAACUUGGGAGGCAAACACUGACGCUCCUACAGACGAUCUCAGCGAUGGUGCUGAGAUAUAAGGGCUUAGAAAGUCCCUACAAUAACCUGGACCUAAGUUGUUCAGGGCUUUGCAAAUUAAAACAAAGGCCUUGAACCUGGCUCAGUAGUCAGUAGGCAGUCAGUUUUAAAUCACAUCAUUUGUUCCAGUGGCAAGGGAGGGUGGGAAGAAGGAUGCUUCUCCACUCGCUACCUUGCAUGGCAUCCUGCCCUCCUUCCUGUCUAUUCUGAAUGUCAGGUGUUGGCAGUCUGCUUUGAAAGUUGAACAAAACCACUUCUCCUGCUUGCCUGGGUGACAUCUGUCCUAAGAGCCAGCUUGCUCUGUAGGUCACUGUUAGUGCUGUUAGUCUCUAGGUUAGGGCUGCCCAUUUAUACAUUGUAAUCCUUAUCUUGAAAUGUUCUGUGCCUUGUUCGCCAUGCUUGAAGACAGACAAUACAGAGCUAGCAGUUGUUGUUGUUGUUUAGUCGUUUAGUCGUGUCCAACUCUUCAUGACCCCAUGGACCAGAGCACGCCAGACACUCCUGUCUUCCACUGCCUCCCGCAGUUUGGUCAAACUCAUGCUGGUAGCUUCGACAACACUAUCCAACCAUCUCAUCCUCUGUCAUCCCCUUCUCCUUGUGCCCUCCAUCUUUCCCAACACCAGGGUCUUUUCCAAGGAGUCUUCUCUUCUCAUGAGGUGGCCAAAGUAUUGGAGUCUCACCUUCAGGAUCUGUCCUUCCAGUGAGCACUCAGGGCUGAUUUCCUUAAGAAUGGAUAGGGUUGAUCUUCUUGCAGUCCAUGGGACUCUCAAGAGUCUCCUCCAGCAGAGAUAGCAGUAACAGUAGUGAAUUGCUAGGCAUGGCCCUUCUCUCCAGUUUUGCUGGGCUAGUCUCUUUCCCGUCAUAGAUUUUUGGGUACACCUAUCCUGCCAGUUUCUAAUAGGCAACCUCCUGUUUCCUACUUACAUUCAGCUGGGAUAGGCAGGAAAUCCAGCCUCUCUCUCUCUCUCUCUCCCUCUCCCCCUGAGCUUUGGCAAAAGACUUGCACUUCCAGGCUAACUGGAAUCAGGAAGUGACGAGCAUAUAGCCCACACCUUUCCAGACUUGGAGGAAAGAUCGUCGGUCUUGCAAAGGCGCGUUUAAUUUUGUUUGCGUCUGAAAAGCUGUCUUCCUUAUGUCAAGCGCAGAGCACGCUGGCAAGCUGAAAGAGGUUUGUCUUUAUUAAAUGGGUCGUUUCAAGAAGGCAGUUCAGAUUUUAGGAAGCAAGUCUGGGAUGCUUUCCAAUGAGGAGUAGCAAGGAAAAAGAAAACUCCCAACGUUUGCCAACGCAGAAAAACCAGAUUGCUGCCAGCUUGCUGCUUUGCAGGAAGUGGCAAAUCCUUAAGGGGCAGAAGCGGAAAAACAGCAAAGGUAGUUGUUGCAGGGCCUCUCAUCCUCCAAAACUAGUUUGAGGGCAACCUCCUCUUAUUGUAUACAAAGGGAAAUGAGAAUGUUGCUGUGCGGUGUCAAGUGAGAUGAAAACUCCUCACUGUCUCUAGUAUCUUGUUUAGCUAAAACAAAAGGUUUCUCCCAGGGAGAAUUAACACCCAGGAGAUGUUUUCUCCAAAGAUGUUUCUCCAUUAAGAUUGGCAGCUGCAUCUGGCCAGGUUCCAUCCAGCUAGAGAAAAGUGUUUUGCCAAGUGUUUGUAAAGCAGCAAAGAGAUUCUGAUUUGGGGAAGUCAUUGCUGGUUUCUGCCUGUCUAUGUCGGAGGGGAAGGGGCACAGCUCAGUGCUGGAGCACCUGCUAGGCAUGCAGAAGAUUCUGAAUUUAAUCCCCAGCAUCUCAGGACAGGGCCCUUGAAAGCCACUGCCAGACAGUACUAGACAUGAUGGUUGUGCUCUGCCUCCACUUCCAGAGGCUUUAUGCUUCUGAAUUCCUGUUGCUGGGAAUCGCAGGUGGGCAGAGCACUGUUGCACUCAUGUUCUACUUACAGGCAUCCCACAGGCAUCUAGUUGGCCACUGUGAGAACAGGACGACGGGCCUGAUGCAGCUGUUCUCAAUGCAGACAAUGCUGUGGUAGGCGAACCAGUGGUCUGUCUCGGGCGAUCUUUUUCCAGUUGCACAGGCCCGCUUAUGGUAAUUCCACACGGCAGGUGCACCAGGAAGGAAUGUGCAUCUUGGUAUCUUAAAAAUAAAAUAAAAAAGGUUUUGCUGUUCCUCUGAGUGGCAGAGGCAGCUGCCCGGAAGCAAGAAAACGGGAUUAUUAUGAAGCAGAGACUGAACUGCCUUGUGUCAAAAGAGCAAAGCACAGAGGGCAUUGACCAUUUGGCUUCCAAUGAAAAGGAAAAGCCAGGCCUUCUCUCUCUCUCUCUCUCUCUCUCUCUCUCUCUCUCUCUCUGCUUCAGCUUUGUAGCGUAGUUCUCUGUCUGUUUUUGCAGCCUGAAGCAGAAGACGUUUAAAAUGAGCACCGAGACUGAGACGGAACUGAGGCAACGCUUUCAAAACCCCGUGAGAGAGUUCCAGCUGUGGAAGCCAUCGGCUCAGAGGCUCCUGGACACAGCGGCGAAUGUCUCUGACCCGGCCUUGACAGACGCUUUUCUGCAUCAGAUAGAGGUGACAAGAUUCUCUGCAGUCCCUGAAAGCCUAAAACUUGGUCAAGCACAGAACCUGUUUGUGUUCACACACACACACACACACACACACACACACAAAUAAUUUGCUGACAAGGAGACAUGACACUGAUGUUUCUGCAACCGCUGGGCAGCCCCCGUUAAAGGAAGGCUUCUCUGUUACCAUAGGAAACAACAUUUAUUAUUAAAUAAUUACAUGCUGCUUAAUUCCCGGAUGGCUCCCGAGCCAUUUCGCGAAACAUAAAAACCAAUUGCCCAAUGUUGUUAAAAUACAGAACAAUUAAAAACACACCAUAAUUAAAACGCACAAUGAAACAGUCCCAUUAAAACAUAAAAAUAUAAAUGGCCAUGAUUAAAAUGUGCAGCAAAACAACCCCGUUUGUUUUCAACCCACAGUGAUGCCUGUCAUUAUGAUAAGAUCUGGAUGCAUCGAAGAACCCUAAGUUCUGUGCAUGGAAACACACCUCCCUUUCUCCCCAAGUCAGCAGAAUCUAGCAGUGAGGAAUAACAACAACUUAUUUAUUUAUUUAUACCCCACCCAUCUGGCUGGGUUUCCCGAGCCACUCUGGGCUGCUCCCAACAGAAUAUUAAAAACACGAUAAAACAUCAAACAUUAAAAACUUCCCUAAAUAGGGCUGCCUUCAGAUGUCUUAUAAAAGUCUGAUAGUUGCUUAUUUCCUUGACAUCUGAUGGGAGGGCAUUCCACAGGGCAGGUGCCACUACCGAGAAGGCCCUCUGCCUGGUUCCCUGUAACCUCACUUCUCGCAGUGAGGGAACCGUCAGAAGGCCCUCGGCGCUGGACCUCAGUGUCUGGGCUGAACGAUGGGGGUGGAGACACUCCUUCAGGUACACUGGGCCGAAGCCGUUUAGGUCUUUAAAGGUCAGAACCAACACUUUGAAUUGUGCUCAGAAACGUACUGGGAGCCCAUGUAGGUCUUUCAGGACUGGUGUUAUAUGGUCUCGGUGGCCACUCCUAGUCACCAGUCUAGCUUCCUCAUUCUGCAUUAGUUGUAGUUUCUGGGUCACCAUGAAGGUGGUUAGAAGUGGACUAGUUGUCUUUUGGGGAAGAAUUCCCAUCGCUAUGAUCUUCUCACCAAGAAAUCUCUCAUAAACAACCCAAGACUCCCAGGCCACAGCUUGAAAGCUAUAGAAGAUUUAAAACCUUAAACAGCCUGGGGCCAGGUUACUGGUGUGUGCUCAUAAGAGCAAAAGUUCCCUACCAGAUCAGACCAAAGAACCAUCAAUUCCCAACAUCCUAUUCCCUCAGCGGCCAACCAAACCUGCAAACAGAAUCUGUAUGCAGCAGUGCUCUCCCUACUUGCAAUUCCCAUAAAGUGAUAUUUUGCUUCCUCUAACGGUUGGAGACAGAACAUAGAUUCCAUAGCCAAUAGCAUUUUUUCACCCCAACUAGUACAAAUCUACCCAGUCCCUGAUACUGAGAUCCGAGAGCUCUGCUUUCUGGCCAGUCAUCAUUGAGAACAUUUAUACAACAGCCUUUUCUCAGUGAGCUCAUGGUGGCAGCCAAUGUAAUAACUUAGGAGUUUUAAAAACAAGCUAAGAACAGCAACAGUUGUUAUAAAAUACCAAACCAAAGGUAUUCACUAUCACAUUCCAUUGGGCUUGGAAGCAAGGAUUUUAUUGGUGGACACAGGACACAGGGCCUUUUUGGUGUUGGCACCGCAGCUGGGGAAUUCUCUCUUCAGAGAGAUUUGCCCAGCCUGUUCCUGUUUUCAGAUGGGCUUUGAAAAUUUUCAUUUCUUGGAGGCUUUUAUAUGCUAGGUUCUCAGAUUUUCAUGUGUAUUGCUGCAUUUUUGACAUGCGCUGGACUUUAAUGGUGGGGUUGGUGCUAUUUUGGAAAGCAGGGUACAAAUUAUUCAUGUGAAAAUGUGUUCUCCCCUGUAGGCAUUUCUGGCCGAAAGCUCUCGCUUUAAGGAGCAGCUCAUGAUGUUGCAGAUGAAGAAAGAUUUCCUGGGCAGCAUUUUCGAGGCAGAGAGAGCAAAGUCGCUCCUGGCUGAAGCAGCUGAUGCUGCAAAGGAAACGGAACACCUGCACAAAAGUCUGCUUCAGAGCAAAAUCAGGUUGCAGGUGAGACGCUUCUAUGGACUUUGCUCUUAGGCCACGGGAUGAAUUCUGUGUUUUGGGACCAUGAGUCCUCUUGUUAUUUGAUACACUUGUAUGCCUUCAUGUGAGUCUGGUAGAGUAAGCGGCGGAAGGCAAUCAUGCCAAACUGUGUGGAAUAAAAAAACAAUCUUCUCUCUCUUCGGAUAGGCUUUGGUGUCUCAGCAUAAAGACUUUGACGUGGUCUUCGAGCCUUUGCAGAAGAAAUUGUCUGCUAUCAGAGCCAAGCUGGAGGCAGAGAAGGAACCGUUGCCUGACCUGGCGGGCAAAGAAGCCCGACUGCAGAGGCUACAGGUAAUUGGAUGGUUCCUAUUCAGAAGAAUUCUGUUCUGGUGGAUGUCAUUACUCAGGCAAAAGAGCACCAUCAAUGCACAGGGUGUUUUUGUGGAGUCACAGGAGCGAGAGAUCCCGUGUAGUGUAGUGGUCAGUGCAUUGGACCUGGAGUUGUGAGACUUGGGUUCAAAUCCCCACUCAGCCACAGAGCUUACCGGAUAGCCGUGGGACAAUCACUCUCUUCCCUUGUGUCUAUUCUAUUUUGCAAAGUUGCUUUGAGGAAAAAAGGAGAGAGAGCAUGUCCACCAGCCUGUCUGUUUUUAGGAAAGGUGGGAUAAUUAAUUGCAAUUCCUUCAUUUUGAAAGCUGAGACUCUCUACCAUUUCUGUAUGUGCACCUCUGCACACCUUCUCCGAUGUCUUUGCAAGGCUCUCAUUCUCUCCUACACAUACAUAGUAAUGUACAGAAGAAACUUCUAUGUGACAGUGUGCAAAACUGUUGCGAUUAAACAAGAACUCCUCAGUACCUUCCCCAGCUCCCAGGCUCUCUCUGCCACUAGCUCUGAAGUUUAAAAUGUGGCUUGAAUUGUAUGCUAAGCUGCUGAACUGCGGGGAGUGGUGGUGAUAAUAAAAGUUAGAGAUGGGUGCUCAUUGCCCCUAAUGAAUGUGUUAGGGCAUUCAGGUUCCUGACAUAUUUGUUUGGUUUGCUGGUGGUACUGUUGUUUGAGCAAUUCUGCAUAUGGCAUCAUGUAAAAGGCACAACACAGAAUAUCCUCACUGUGAGGCUUUUCCCCCUGCUGUGCUCAGUUGCAGGGCAGUUGCUUUGGCUGCAGAAGGCUGUUGGUUUAAUCCUUGGCAUUGCCACUUAAAGGAUCCACUGUCGAACAGUAAGAGCUGUUCGACAGUGGAAUUUGCUGCCAAGGAGUGUGGUGGAGUCUCCUUCUUUGGAGGUCUUUAAGCAGAGGCUUGACAACCAUAUGUCAGGAGUGCUCUGAUGGUGUUUCCUGCUUGGCAGGGGGUUGGACUCAAUGGCCCUUGUAGUCUCUUCCAACUCUAUGAUUCUAUGAUUCUAUUAUCUCAGGUAUCAGCUAAACUGGUGACUGGGAGCGACCGCCGAGACCAUGUAACAUAUAUUGGCUCCCAGUACAUUUCUGAGCACAAUUCAAAGUGUUGGUGCUGAUCUUAAAAGCCCUAAACAACCUCAGCCCAGUAUACCUGAAGGAAUGUCUCCACCCCCAUUGUUUAGUCCAGACACUGAGGUCCAGCUCCAAGGGCCUUCUGGCGGUUCCCUCCCAGUGAGAAGGAAGGUUACAGGGAACCAGGCAGAGGGCCUUCUCGGUAGUGGCGCCCUCCCAUCAGAUGUCAAGGAAAUAAACAACUAUCUGAGUUUUAGAAAACAUCUGAAGGCAGCCUUGUUUAGGGAAGUUUUAAUGUUUGAUGUUUUAAUCGUGUUUUAAUAUUCUGUUGGGAACUGCCCAGAGUGGCUGGGGAGGCCCAGCCAGAUGGGUGGGGUAUAAGUAAUAUAUGAUGAUGAUGAUGACAAUCAUCACCAGGCAUUAUGCAUGAGCGGGUGGGACCAGAGCUGGUUGAGAAUCCCAACCCCCAAUGACAACUAGUCACUCCCCCUGAUGCCGCCAUAUAUUGCCGACUAGCCCUGGCCCCUGAUGCCAAUGUUUUCAGUGCAAAUGUCUCCAGGAAGGGAGACUUCACACUUGACAACUUGUGCAAUGUGAAAUCUUCUUCUCCAGGUCAUCCAAGGAGACAUGACAGAGUGCGCUGUUCAAAUCGAAGAUCUGGAACAACUCGCGCAGUCCGACCCAGCGCAGAUUAAUAAAACCAAGCAGCUUUCCUCCAGCUAUCAAAUACUGAAGAGGUCUCUGGAGGUAAAUCAGGUUUCGCUCAAUGUUUUGCUUUGUGGCAUAGUUUGCAUCGCUGCAGUUGUUUCUCCACAAGUUCCAGCCGGGCAAAAACGCUUUGGCUGCAAAGCAAGGUCAGUGAAUGGCAUGACUCUGGGAGACUUUCAAGGGCUAGAUGGAGAGGACUGAAGGGCCUCAUUUGGCCCCUUGGCCUAAGGUUGCCCACCACUGCUUUACCUCCCCCACCGCCCCACAGUUGCUAUUUUCAUUGGUGCUGGUGCAAAUAGUAGCGAGGGGCAGCAGCACAGAUUUUCAUUACAAUGCCUGCCACAAGCCAAGUCCUGCCUGGGCCUCCACACUUGCUGCUGUGGUUUAAGGACAAAUGCAAAGCCACAUUUAACAGUAAGUGUCAUUUGCCUCCUAAAGAUCGCAUAUUUAGCUUCUGGGGAGCCUGAUUCUCUGUGCAUAUUUGAUCCAAAGCAAGUCUAGCUGAGUUCAGUGGAAGUUAUUUCCACAGCGGUCCGGGAUGGACUCUCAAGACGUUUUUUUAAAAAAUGGAACUUUUUGUUGUCGCUGCUAUGAACCUGGAAGUCUCUGUUCAGUGCUUUAAGGCUGCUGAUGCGUGGGACAUAAAAAUCCAUCUUGGUGUUUUUCCAAAGCUUUCGGGGGAGGGAGGUGUCUCCGCCACUUCAGGCAUCGAUCUGGCCUUUAUAUAUUGUUGUGCAGAGAAUCUUAGUACUAGAUCAUCCACACAGUUUAUUGCCAGAGGAUUAUAACCGCUGGAAACAAAUAGCGUUAUGUAACAUAGCAAAUCAAUUUAGCGUCUAGUGAUUUGUAGGUGGGGGAAUAAAGGUCUACACUCGUUCUCAAAAGAAACAACAAGCUUGCUGCAAUAUUUUAGUUUGAUCGGCCAAACCGAAACCUAAAGGUGGUGAUAAAAAAUGUACAGUAAUGCAGAAAUUUGGGCUGGGUUUUCAAGAGGGAUAAAGUUGCUUGUAAAUGUCAAAAUCCUCUUUUAGGAAGACUUAAAAAAAAAAAAAAGCACCACCAUGAAUGAGAACUCCUUUUUUUGUUUUUGAUUUUACCCUGCAUGGUGGUUUGGCUGUUUAGGUCUGUGGUUUUGAGAAAAGAAAAAAAUGUGCCUUACAGCACAAAACAUACAUAUUUCUGUGUGCGUGGGUGUGUUUAUUUAUUUUAUAUAUGUGUGUGUGUGUGUGUGUGUGUGUGUGUGUGUGUACACACACACACACACACACACACAGUGGUACCUCAGGUUACAUACGCUUCAGGUUACAGACUCCGCUAACCCAGAAAUAUUACCUUGGGUUAAGAACUUUGCUUCAGGAUGAGAUCAGAAAUCAUGCUCCGGUGGCGCGGCGGCAGUGGGAGGCCCCAUUAGCUAAAGUGGUGCUUCAGGUUAAGAACAGUUUCAGGUUAAGAGCAGACCUCCAGAAUGAAUUAAGUUCUUAACCUGACGUACCACUGUAUAUAUUUCCUGUGCUGCAUCCUACUUCAUCAGAAAUAUAAAUAAAUGUAGGGAUUGGCUGAGCAACCAAUUCCAUUCCAUUCUGGUCUCGCUGUCACUCAGCCAUAGGCCUGUUCAAACCCAUUGUAUGCAUUUUGUACACAUCUUAUGCACACUUCUAGCAUGAAAUCCAAACUUUCCAGUGCUUUCACCAGUAAAAUGUGCAUUUUCUAUACACCUUCCACAUCUUUUAAGUUCUUAUUCACCCCCAAAAUGCACUGCAAUAUCCUGAGAAGGGCAUAAUCUGACUUGGAGUUGUGUUCUAAUCCACAAAUACAUUUGAGAGCAUCAGUUCAGGACAGGUCCACUAUGAAAAUCGGACCAAGCAAGUUCUCCCUCAUCCCCAGGGAUACACUUGCAUCGUGCAUUUUUAUGCCUAGAGCACCACCGUGUGGCCAGCUUUAAAUAUGCAAGGGUUCUUUUAAUUGCGUGCUGGUUAAGAAAGAUCUCAUUUUACUGCUGAUGCAGAUGUUACUUUGGUCUGCUAUCUACCCUCCUUUUUCAUUUAUGGAAAUGGUUUGCUCAUGCCGCCAACUUGCAGCGCAAUUGUACUCAUUUCUACUCUGAAAAAAGUACUGUUGAGUUCAAUGUGGCUUAUUGCAAUGUGAGUGUAUAUAGGACCACAAAUAAGGCUCCACCAGUACUAUACAUUUAAAGCACCGGUACUAUACACUUUAAGCAGGCAUUUUAGCACAAAUUUCUCCCAAUAAACAAUCCUGUGUGCACAAACAUUUUCUCCUAAUGCAAUGAAUUUUUGUAUGUUACUUUCAAUUACAUCUUCAUUUUUAUGCACGUUUUCUCCUAAAAUCUGCAUUUUCAUAAACAUUGUUUCGUUGGCAAAUUGCUUUGCAACAUUUGGGUUGGUGUGAAUUAUUUUGAAGGAUGGCUCGACUACGUUUUGGUUCUCAUAUCAUUUUAGAAAGCUCUGGUUUGAUGCAUGUGGUUUUAAAAUCAUCAAAUCAAAUUUCUCGCCCAUCUCAAGGAGUGUCAGAAUGAAACCUGGAGCUGCGUUGCAGCCCAGGACUGUGCAAUAUGCAGGGAGGCCUAAGGCACCAUCCUUGCUCACUAGGAGAUAACAAGGAGAGCCACCAAAACAUCUCUGUUGUGACUGAUUACUGAUGUGGUUCUCCCUGAUGUUCUUUGUAGAACAUGACAACCCAGAGCAAGCACCAUGUCCAAGUCCACUGGACAUUUAAUGACAAAUCAUCAGAUCUCCUGCAGUGGCUGACGGUGACCAAGCAGAAGCUGGAGUCCUAUCAGGAUGGCAAUGGAGGGUGGAAAACGAACAACAGGGCUUUGGACUUGGAGGUGAGGAACAUUUAUUUCCUUGUGAUGUCAUAGCCAUGCUGUGCAGGUGACAAAUCCGCCUGCCCCCACCUGGUGUCCUCCAGGUGUUUCUGACUACAACUCCCAUCAGCCCUAGCCAGCAUGGCAAAUGGUCAUGAGUGGAGAAAAUUGUAGUCCCUCGACAUCUGGAGGACCACAGGUUCCCUAUCCUUGGUUUAGAAUGAAGGUGAGGAACCUCAGGCACAGGGCCUAAUGUGGCCCUCCAAGCUUCACAGUCUGGCCCUUGGGACUGCCUCCAGAUCACAUCCCUUCCUCGGUCACUCUUGCCAAGCCACACUUCUCACCAGCCCUUGCUCUGUGCCCUUCUCAAGUGAUAAAGGCUCUCGCUUGCCUGGAGGAAAGGGUGGAGAAGUGUGAAUGUGUGUGCAGAAGCCCUUGACUUUUGCAUGACUGAAACAUAACCUGCUGUACAAAACAAAGUAUUACAUCCAUUGACCCACACCCACCUUUGCCUCUGGCAGCCAUUUCCAACCAACCUUGCACCCCUAAAAUGUUGCCCUCAAGGAAAUGCAGCUGAAAGGGGUUCCCCAUCCCGGGUGCAGAUGGAUCCGUGGCUGAUCUAGCAGGGGGUCCUCUUCUGUUUCCAUUUACAAAAGCAUCAACUGUGCGUAGACUGUUAGCAUCCGUCUGUUGAAGAGUUACAGCAUCUGCUGUACCUGUAGAGACUGAUUCUAGAGAGACAUGUUUUGUUGCAGCUGGGGCAGAUGAAGGCGUCCAGUUGUGCUGCUGCAGAUGCACCAUGGCGUUUUUUCUCUCUGUGCUCCUCCCAGUGGCAAUUCCUCCUCUGUUCACUGCUAUGGAUACACAGCCUAUCUGUCUGUUUCAUGGCACUGCGGUUGUAUGCAAGGAUUCCCAUAGGGUGGGGUUAAUGUUGCCAGCCUUCGUGCCUCGUUUGCAGAGCUGGUCUACCACCGGGCCUAGAGCUGGAAGCCAGCUCCCAUAGAGCACAUCCUUGGGGAUCCUGCCAUCUUCCAUUCUGUGGACAUGAGCCAAGCCAGCGUAGAUGUUGCUGAGACAGGAGUGCAGAAUGUGAGCUUGGGAGACCAUGCCUUUGUUUAAGACUCUUUCCUGCUAUGUGAUGCCCCAAAUCUUCCUGACACAGUGCAUAUGGAAGGUGUGGAGGCAUCGCUCCUGGCGGGUGUAAGUUGCCCACAACUCACUUCCAUAAAGCAGCAUGCUCAAGACGCAAGCCUGGUAGACCUUCAUCUUGGUGCUGGACAUUAGCAUCACAUUCUCCAAUACCCUUUUGGAGAGGCAAGCCAUUGCUGCAGCUGCCUUGCCAAUAUGCUUGUCUGGCUCAGCGUUGAUGGACCACUUUGGUGGCAUCUACAUGAUUCUGCGUGUUGUGCCCUGUGCCUUUCAGAGGCUGCAAACUGAGUUUCCAGACAGAGAGAUUCAGCUGCACCUCACUGAAGCCCACGGGCAGCUGGUGGCAGAAAACUCUUCGUUGGAAGGUGCUGAGAACAUCCGAACCAAAGUGAAGAGGCUAAAGGAAUCUUUCGAGUCUCUCGAAGGCAUGAUGUCAAGGUAGGCAGAUAGGCAGCUGUGAUAUUCUGCACUCCAAGUUGGCUGGCACAGAGGGUGGACGGAGCGAAAGGGCAGGCGAAGCCGUGGUUGCGUUAUUAGCUCCCAUUUCCUCAACACUUUGAAAGGUCUGUGUGGUUCGUGGGCUUCCAAGAGACAACUGCUUUGUUAGUGUGAGAACAGAGUGCUAGACCAAAUAGGCCUUUGAGCCUUUCCAGCAAGGCUCUUCUUAUGCCCUUAGGUAGCAUUUCCAGUUUGGGGCCUGCUGAUCCUCAUUUGGCAAUGUCGCUCAGCCUUGCAAAUAAGCCCACUAAAGUUACUAGCCUGCAAAAGUUGCCGGCUGUGGCAGAGGCUUCCCUCCUCUGCCAGUCGGCUCAGUUUCUUUUUCUAGUUGCAGAGGAGUGAUGGUUCCUCCUCCACCAACCUGUUCAUUCGCCUGCUGGCAAUGCCAUGUUGCCCAUGGCUACUCAGCAAGUGCUUAAGUAACAGUUCUGAUAUAGACACGGCACAGGAAGCAGCAGGCAGAGUGGCUUCCUUUCUGAGUAACUGCUGCAUGAAAGCUCCAAAAUGCUGCAGCAGUGGUUCUAGUGUGGUUAAACUGUUUAUCUAAAUGCAUCCCACAGUUUAUAAAGCUGUAUCCUGGUAACAAAGGAACCCAGCAGCAUUUGUGCUCUAUGGAAGCCUACAAGCAGGAACCAAUUCUCUUCCAAUAAGCCCUUAUAAUUUUUCUAAGUAGAGAGACAUUUUCAUAAGGUACAGUCAUACCUCGGGUUGAAUACGCUUCGAGUUGAGCAGGUUCGAGUUGCACUCCACGGCAACCCGGACGUAAUGGAGCGCGUUACUUCCAGGUUUCGCCGCUUGCACAUGUGCAGACACACAAAAUGAUGUCACACGCAUGCGCAGAAGCGUCGAAAAGCGACACGCACAUGCGCAGACGUGCUAUCGCUGGUUACGUUUACCUCUAGAUGUGAACAGGGCUCCGGAACGGAACCCAUUCGUAUCUAGAGGUACCACUGUACAUUUAAAGUACAUUUCCUCACCCUCCCACAAAUCCUAGGAACUGUAGUUCACAGAGCUACAAUUCCCAGGGUUCUUUGGCUUGGGGGAAAGUAUGCUUUAAAUAUAUUAUGUUUUUAUAUAUGUUGGAAGCCACCCAAAGUGUCUGGGACAGGGCACAAAUUAUUAUUAUUAUCAUUAUUAUCGUUAUUAUUAUUCACAGUGCUUUGUCCUGGGGGGACGCAGGUGUACACAUACCCCUAAACAUUUUGUGAAUCUAAGUUUGGCCUCGUUGAGGGGCAGUAUUUCAAUGAGUAGGAAAAUGAGAGUACCCCUAAACAUUUUUUUUAGAAAAAAGCACUGAUUAUUAUUGAUAAUAAUGCAUAGUGUGUACAUAGCCAUAAACUUAAAUGAUCUUCCCACACUUAACCUUUUCUGUGUGAGUGUUUCUGCUCCAAUAUUUAAUCACUUAAGCUCCAAUAAUUAAGCAUUAAUUUUUAGAUCUUUCCCAAUGCAGCUGAAUAAUACCAUCUAAGUCUUUAUGAAUCACUGUGGGGUUCUGGGAAUUUGAGCUUUCACCCCCUUUCCUUUAUCCAUAACUUUCCUGGCAAGUUGUAUGCUUUUCUCCUUUGCUCAGACUUCCACCUCCCCCACACACACUUUCCAAUCUAAGUAGCUCUUUCUUUCCCCACCUCCUGAGCCUGUCAGGUUUCCUCAUCAGUUCAGAAACCAGCCGCGGAUUGUAACCGUUUCCUAAUCACAGCUAGGAGCGCUCUGCUAGAACAAUCCCCUGGAAAGUAACGAUCCAUUUAAAAAGUGGCCUUAAAACGACAAGACCACGUCCAGGGAGAAUGAAUAAAACCCACUGGCAGGAACUUGUCACGGUAUCUUUUACAUCUCUGCUUCGUCCCGUGAUGCUGCUGUGCUUGUGCUGUUUGGGAGCUGGUGGUUCAGUUGCUAGAGAACGUCAGAGAAAGCUUAUCCAAGCAAGGUCAUCCAUGAAUCAAGAUGAAGGCAGGGAUUUAAUGCCUCACUCUUCUGGUUGUUCCCAGUGCAAGCAUUUCUGCUUGCCAGACAGAAUGGUCUCCCCCCUCUCUUCCCCCUGUACACUCAUCUAAGGGUUCUCCUGUCCUUCUGGAGUGGAUUGGGGCUGGGGUUCUAACUACCCCAUGCUCCUUCCAUCCCUCCUCCUCAUCUGACGGCUCCCUCAAGGACACCAGCUCAGGGCUCAUGACAAUAUUGGCCACAGCUUCAACACACUAUGUAGCCCAUAGGAAUCUUUAGUAAGCUUAACGGUUUAGUUGGUGGUCCCAGGAUGAAUAAGGGAGGCAGUGGAGUUUUAUAAACGUUACAAGCCUUAGCUUAACUAUCUCUCCUCUCCCCUCCCCUUCUUCGGUUUGACCAUAGUCUCCUCCAGAAAAUCUACCCAAACAGGACAACAGUAGAUGCCGGCAAGAAAACAAAGUUUUCAGCCAACCUGUCAUCCCAUGGUUUUGCCAUUCGCUCUACAGAAGAUCUCAACCACUCCUGGGUGAGAAAAGCAUUUUAGUCACCUUUUUGCUAUGACUUAAGUUUUGUGCAACAGGGCUGGCGAAGGAACAGGUCUGAGCCCCUGUAGCAAUUUCACGGCUGGGGUCAUAAAGGUGAGAACCUGUUUCAGCCAGAGCGCUGUGUUCCCUUGUGUUCCCUCGCUUCUUCAGACACUAGGUCAGGGUUUCUCAAACUUGGGUCUCCAGCUGCUAUUGGACUACAAUUCCCAUCAUCCCAAACCACUAGUCCUGCUAGCUAGGGAUGAUGGGAGUUGUAGUCCAAAAUUUGCUGGAGACCCAAGAUUGGGAAACCCUGCUAUAGUUCUCACCAACUUCUGAGGGUGGAAAUCAGAUUGGCUCAGACUUGCCUUUGUCAGGAAGCGCAUUGUAGAUUUGUAGCUGUGUAAGAUGCUAAAUAUCUCCGUUCAGUGUAUGCAAUAUGAACUGGGCUCUUCUAGUCUGUUAUUUUUGCUUCGCCCAACUGGUGCUUGGUAGGGAGAAUGGGGUGUGUGUGUGUGUGUGUGUGUGUGUGUGUGUUUCACAAACUCAGAUCUACCACAAAAGCUGCUCUGCUGCACCCCCUAAGCUGGCCUGUUUGCUCACAGUUACAGUGGCAGAUGCUGUCUGGUUGCCAGUGUGGAACUGAUAUUUAGCUGCCAGCGCAAAGCUUUUCUCUUUUGCAUUGUACUGUGAACAUAGGAAGCUGCCUUAAUUUGAGUCAGUCCAUUGGUCCAUCUAGCUCAGUAAUGUCCACAUUGACCGACAGCAGCUUUCCAGGUAUCAGGUAGGAGUCUUUCCCAGCAGUACCUGGAGAUACCUGGGAUUGAACUUUCUGCAAACAAAGCAGCUGCUCUACCACUGAGCGUUGGCCCUUUUGCCAAGAAGGGAAUACGAAGAGGUGGGUUUUCCUAUACGCAGUGGCUUAGCUCCAACACGAUGGGUGCUGGAGCUCAAAUCUAGUCUCAUAAACUCCCAACUUCUGCCUUUCAUUCCCAGUCCUAACUGGGACAGGCAAUGGUUACUCAAUAGGGGAGGAAAUGUACUCUGCAGAUGGCAAUUGGCACACUCUUUUUUUUAUUGCCAUUGCUUUACAUGUUCCAGGACUGACCCCUGACAUUGAAAAUAGGUGGCAGGACUGAGUAUGCAGGUGCCGGCUCUGAAUGUUGGAGAGAGCCCUGGUUCAAAUUAAAUCCUGAUUUUGCAGCAGACCCUUUUUCUUCUUCUUUUUUUUUUUUAAAGAGGCCUGUGCUGCUUUGUUUUAAUUCCGAGUGUGUUUUCUGCAGUUUACAACUCUUCGUUCAGCCAUCAAACUUUUUAAUAGGGAACCUGGGGCCAUAUUCACAGCGGGUGUAGCUUGUAACACUGACAUUCAACCAAACGGCAAACACCUUGGGAACGGAGCCUGUUCUCGGCUCUGAAAUGUUUUGAAUGUGAAAAGGGCCGUCUUUUCCAGUACCUUAAAAGUCCUUCUUAGCGUCUCCCCUAAACUGGGGAUCUAUGUUCAUUUCAGAACGAAUGAAGAAUGAAAUCAAAUGGGACCAACUCUGUGCUCAGGGAAACAUCAUUGCAGAUCAGAGAACUCCUUCCUGAGUUCUGCGUUCUGCUCCUUGGUGGUUCUCAAUGGCAGCUGGUAGGAAAACCUUCUGCCCACCAACAAGCAUAAGAAGGACAACUCCUUGGCAUUUUCCUGCCCACCUCAGAACCAAAUUUCAGUCUAACCUAGCAGCAACUUUUGGGCACAUUUAUAACGGCAGCAGUGGGUUACAUUGUGGGUUGAGCAGACAGGUUUAAUAUCUUUCUGCCCAGUCCUGUGUCACAAUAGGACUAAUCCUCAAGGAUCAAUGGUGGGGGUUUCUCUGUCCAUGUGGCCCCCAGAAGGCAAUGUGACCCUUGGGCUAAAAAAGGGUUAGUCACUCCUGCUUUAAACUUUUUUUCAAAUCCAGUUUAAAAAAUCAAAUAGUGUCCCAGUCUAGUUAUUAUUUAUUAUACAGUGGUACCUUGGUUGUCGAAAGGCUCGACUCCGGAACAAAUCGACUCCCGAAUGCCACAAACCCGGAAGAGUUCCAGUUUGUGAACGUUUUUCGGAAGCCGAACUUCCAAUGCGGCUUCCGCUUGAGUGCAGGAAGCUCGUGCAGCCAAUCAGAAGCUGCGCCUUGGUUUUCUUUUCUUUUCUUUUAAAUAAUUUUUUAAAAAAUAAUUUUUAUUGAAUGAUUUUAUGUUACAAAAAACAUUACAACCAUACUACCACUAAAUAUAAUUGAGAAAUAAAAAUUACAUACAUCAAUAAUUAGUUUGUUAUUUGUUAUUUACUGUCUUAUUUCCUCCCAAACGUUCCAUACAAAAACACACAUAUGUCUCGAACGGUUUCGAGAGUCGAAUGGACUCCCAGAACAGAUUAAGUUUGAGAACCAAUGUACCACUGUAUUUGAAUGCCAUCCUUCAUCCAUAGAUCUCUGGAUGAUUUGCAUCAUAAAAAUGCAAGUUUAAAAACACAAAAUACAUAAUAAAAGCAAACCAAAACAAUAAUCUCACACCACCUCCCACAAACACAUUUAAAAGGAUACAGGAUGUUAGUCAGCCAAAGGCAUGGUUGAAGGGGAAUGUUUUCGCCUGGCUCCUAAAGGUGUAUAAUGAGGGCACCAGGAGAAACUCCCUGGGAAGAACAUUCCACAAAUGGGAUGACAGAAGACAAGAUAAAUGAAUGAUUUGUUUCAUAGCUGACUCUGCUGGGCAUGGGAUACAACUAUUCAAUAACUCAUGGGGGAAAGUGUAUGCCCUUGUCUUCUACAUUUGUGUCUUUUGCAAUUGUUUCUGCAACUCAGGAGAACAUGGCCAAAGAGGAAGAUACUGAUGAUCUCCAGCUCAUCAAGAACUUUGAGCAGUGGUUGCAAGAAGAAAAUGCCAAGCUGUCCGAAAUUCUCGCCCGGAAACCAUCCAGUGGUGAAGAGGUUAAAGCAAGGCGCAGCAAGUUAAAGGUUUGCUCCACUCCACGAUGCUGCGUUAAUUUCACAUUACUGUAUGGUGUGCUUGCAUGUGUGCUUGAGAAGACACCCCAGUCUGGUAUGUUGCAAUGGGUUAGGGACAUAGGAAGCUGCCUUAUGACAAGCCACAGCGUUGGUCCGCCAAGCUCAGCAUUGACUGCACUGACCAGACUGUAAGCUGCUCUCCAGGUUUGCAGGCAAAAGCAUCUCCCAGCCCUCCCUGGAGAUGCCAAGAAUUGGACCAGGGACCUCCUUGCAUGCACAGUAUGUGCUCUACAACUGAGCUGUGAGCCUGUCCCCAAUAUCCCCAGAGAAGUCUUUCCACAUCUUUCAGACUAGCAUAGUUUUAAAAGUAGUUCAGAGUGGGGUUGUAGAGUUGGAAGGGAACCCAAAGGGCAUCUAGCCCAGUGCUAAAGAAUCCUUGACAGAAGGCCACCUGGCCUGUGUUUAAAAACCUCCAAUGAAGGUGAGGCCACCAAAAUCUCCUUUCUUAUAACUUGAAGCCAUUGGUUCAGGUCCUCUGCUCUGGAGCAGGAGAAAACAAGCUUGCUCCUUCUUCCAUGUGACAACCCUUGAGAUAUUUGAAGGCGGCUGUCAUAUAUCCUCUCAGUCUUCCAGGCUAAACAUGCCCAGCUCCUGCAACCGUUCCUCAUAAGGCUUGGUUUCCAGGCCAUAGAUCACCUCGGUCACCCUCCUCUGCACACGUCCCAGCUUGUCAAUACAGUCGUACCUCGGAAUUCGAACAGAAUCCGUUCCGAAAGUCCAUUCGACUAAUGAAACAUUUGACUUCCAAAGCGCAGCUUCUGAUUAGCUGCAGGAAGCCCCGUCGGAUGUUCGGCUUCCAAAAGAACGCUAAAAAAUAGGAACACUCACUUCUCGUUUUCAAUCGUUUGGGAGCUGGAACGUUCGACUCCCAAGGCGUACGGGACCCGAGGUACAACUGUAUCCUUGUUUUAGUUGGUGUUUUCUUUCUUUCCUUCUUCCUUGUGACAGCCCUUAAGAUAUUUGGUAUCUCCUCUUAGCCUCCCCCUUAUCCAGGCUAAACAUAUCCAACUCUGUCAACCUUUCCUUCUAAAGCUUGGUUUCCAGACCCUUAGAAGAAUUAUAUAAAUAUAGUAAAUAUAUAUUUAUGAAAUAUAUAAAUAUAAAACCAUGUAAAAUAAAACCAGGCAGCUACACAGGAAUAAAAAAAUGGGAAGCGUCACUGCUUUGUGAUCCGCCUUCCCCUUUGGAAAUAUUUGUGAAAUGCCCCAUAAUUACUGUAUGUGUAAUGGGAAAAGGCGGUGUUUUCUCUCUUCACCGCUACCACCUCGAUCGUUUGCACAACAAAACGGUGCUUUAUCGCCUCACGUUCCCUUCCAGGAGCUUCAGUCUCGCGUCCCUGAGGGUCAGCAACAUUUUGAAGAUCUCCUGCGCCUUCGGCCGAUUGUUAAGAACUCCGAUGAUCUGGAGGAACUGCGCUACAGAUGGAUGCUCUACAAGUCGAAACUGAACGAUUCCGGCAACUCCUUGGUAGGCCUUGUGAUCUGAGGAUAGGUGGAUUGGGGAUCUUUUACAUUACACACUGGGAAGCAAGUGUGGUGUAGUGGUUAAGAGCGGUGGACUCGUAAUCUGGUGAACCGGGUUCGCUUCCCCGCUCCUCCAUAUGUAGCUGCUGGGUGACCUUGGGCUAGUCACACUUCUCUGAAGUCUCUCAGCCCCAUUCACCUCACAGAGUGUUUGUUGUGAGGGAGGAAGAGAAAGGAGAUUGUUAGCUACUUUGAGACUCCGUAGGGUAGUGAUAAAGCAGGAUAUCAAAUCCAAACUCUUCUUCUUCUUACCCCAUUUAGAAUAGGGGUGUUAGGCUUGCGCUGUUCCCCUUCUAUCCAGAGGAGCCAUAUUAUGCAUGGUCAUAAACAAAGAAAAGAUGCACAGUUAUACUUGGUACGAAAUGGGUAUAUCGAAGUCUGACGGUCAGAUUCACAUGUUUCAUGGAUUUUUAUUAUUAUUAUUAUUAUUAUUUGGAGCACUUGUACUCUGCAGCCAAAAAGGCUUCCAAUCUAAAAACAAAACAAAACCAGGACAAACAGGGGAAAGGAAACAGGGAGAGGGAAGAGCAGAAAACAAAACUCAGGCACCAAUUCUGAGACAGUUUUUCUUCUAAUGACCAGCUGGCACAGUUCGGGGUAGCAGGUGCCUGGUACAGCUGGCCUUUUGAGAAAGCAGAUGGGUUGAGCCCUGCUUCCCAUCUCAGAUGGAAUGACUGCCCCCAAGUGACGGUGGAAGGAGAGGGGGUUCAAUGGAACCGGUCUAAAAUGUGGAAUAUCACAGGGUACUAAAAGGAGUCUAUGAUUAUCCUGUGCCCCAUGCUGUUGGUACCCAUCAGUUCAAUGCAUUAGGCGAGGGAAGAUGUUCUUGGGUUUUUUUGUUUGUUUGUAGUUGUGCCGUGCAAAAAUUCAAAGUACUUGAAACUGACACUAUGAACCUGAGUCUUUAUAGGUGGAUGCAUGCGUUACUAGCUGCCAUCAAAAGCAGCACCAUCUUCAUUUUCUUCCACUGCAGGGGUGGGGAUACUCAGCCCUGGGGGCCAAAUGCAGCCUUCUAUGCCCCUCUCCCUGGCCCUCAAAACUGUCCCCAGCCCAGGCCACACCCACUCCCCAGGUCAACAUUCCUCGCCGGCCCCGUUUUACACCCUUGAAAGUUUUAGUCUCGUAAUCUGGUGAACAGGGUUCGCUUCCCCGCUCCUCCACAUGCAGCUGCUGGGUGACCUUGGGCUAGUCACACUUCUCUCUGAAGUAUCUCAGCCUCACUCACCUCACAGAGUGUUUGUUGUGGGGGAGGAAGGGAAAGGAGAAUGUUAGCCGCUUUGAGACUCCUCAGGGUAGUGAUAAAGCGGGAUAUCAAAUCCAAACUCUUCCUCUUCUUCUUCUAUGGAGGAUAGAAAGUGGGGGUGGGCUGGGGAGUGCAUGUUAAAAACCUAGCCUGCCGUACAAAGGGAAUAUUGACAUUCAUUGCUCCUUCCACUUUGCCUCUGGCUCUGCCCACCACUGGCAUGCAGCCCCUGGAAGGUUGCAGAGAAUGGAAUGCGGCCCUCUUGCUGGAAAAGGUCCAUCCCCCCGCACUGUCUCUGUUAUAAUGGAGGGGGGAAAUGUGUGAUUCCAUUGCCCUGCACAUUCCCCUACCCUGAGGUACUUUACUGGCCGAUGCUUGCAAGGUUUGGGGAAAUGUUUCAGCAUGCCUUUAGCUGGUCUGCAUGUAAUUUGGGAAAAGAUGGGGAGAGGCAGGCCAAGCAGCUCCAAUCUUUGCUGUUUUGUAUGAAAAAAGUGCUUAAAAUUUUAAGGGAAUUUGCUCUUCUUCAUUCCCCAGUUCUAAAUGCAAUGAUUUUUUAAAAAACUGGGGUGAAUAUGGAGUAAUAAGAAAGCUAGAUGGGAAAAAAUACACAACAAUCAAAUGUUGGCUAAAGUGCAAGUAAGAAGUUAAUGUCCAGUGUCCUUACUCUGUGGUAAAUGUGUGUAGGAAUCCAGCCUCAGUGGUGCGCUUUUACUGUGCCAUCCCCUGCAAAACUACAACUAGUCAGAAGGUGUCAGUGAAAUCAUAGUUAUUUCUCUUGUAAGCCUAAACCAGACUUUAACUUGCUAGGGAACAAAAUCCAUUUGGAAUUUAAACUGGAUGUGUGCUAUAAAGCUCAUUAAAUAGAAAAUCACCUGCUGCUUUAGCUUGUCCAGACGAUGAGAAAUUUAAAGCAACAUUCCCCUCGUGAAAUAAACAUUGGCUUAUAGGUUCCAUGGGGAUACCGUGGUUUCUUUUCUUAAAACAAAAACCCCAGUGCUUUUGUCUUUUUUAAACAGGCAACAAGCUCUUUGGAGGAGACAGACACAUUCAGAAAGGUAAGAGUGUGUUUUUGUUUGUUCACAGAAAAGGAGAGGGAAGGGCAUAUGUGUGUUUGUGUGUUUUAAAAACAUAGUUGUCCAAUAAUGAAAUGAAAUAUAUUUUGUUAUGGAGGGCACGGCUGCAGGAUUAGAAUCCCCAACAUAGAAUUAUACUACAUUGCCAACCAAGUGUGCCACAUAAUCCGAUGCAUUCUAGAAGACGAAACAAAACAAUGGGUACACCUGGAGAGAGACAUAAUCAAAAACACCCCCACCAUAGCAUACCCAUUUCUCCCAAACAAACUAAGGAAAAUCCCCACAAUACUAUAAACAGGUUCACACAGACCAUACUUAAAGCAUGGAAGGAAGAAGCAGGCAAACUGUCCCCAACCUCAAUCCCACUAAUCCCACUGGCUCACCACCCACUAUUCCAUCACGCAGCACAAAACCUCCAGGUAAAAACCUGGCAAAUCAAAGGCUCAUAUCGCCUAUACGAUCUGAGGUGAAACCAGAGUUUAAUAAAGAUUGGAAUAAAUUCAUGGCAUACAUGGAAACAGAGGUAAAAAAAAAUUAAAAAUCACAGUAGGUGUGAUAUAACACUUGUGAUGUAAAAAAUUUUUUUUGAGGAAAAGAAACUGCAGAUAGAAAAUUUUUAUAACACAUUCCGAAACCAAGAUGAAGGGAAAUCAGUCAGUGUUGUGUGUUAUGUAGUUAAUGUAGUCAAUUUGUUGUUGUCUUAUGUCAGGAGUAUAUAUAUAUAUAUUUAUAUAUAUACUUUUUCUUUAUUUAGCUUUUUUUGGUGUGAAUGUGUUGUGUAUGUCUUUUUUGUUUGUAUGGUGUUAUAAAAUAAAAAUAAAUAAAUAAAUAAAUAAAUAAAUAAAUAAACAAAGGCUCAUAUCGCCUAGCAGACUUCUACAAAAAUAACAAAGCCACAUUGACACAAGAAAUACAAGACAAACUAGGGGACACCCAAAUGCCCUGGCUAACACCACCAGCUAAAUGCCUUCUUAAACAAUCCAGUAGGAAAUCAGCAGCAACUAGGCCCUUGGCAACCUUCGAAAACCUCCUCCUAACAACAAAGGGAUACAGUAAAGGGAUGGUAUCCGCAAUAUACAAAAUACUACUCCAAAAUCCCACAAACUCCCUAGACACAAUAAAAAAAAAUGGGAGGAUGACAUAGGCUAUGAAAUUAACCCUGCUUAAUGGACUAGAAUGUGGUCUAAACCUCCCUUUAAAUCCAUCUCAGCUACAAGAAAAGAACUCACCCUGAAACUCACUUACAGAUGGUAACUAACACCAUUGAAACUAACACUGAUAUGCCCAGGAGCCUCACCAAAAUGCUGGAGAAGCUAUACCUCCACAGGCACAUACCUCCACAAGUGGUGAGACUGUCCCAAAAUCCAACUCUUCUGGACAUCAGUUAUACAAGACAUAUGUAAAACAGCUAAACAAGUAUUAGAGGUCAUCCCAGAACUGGCCCUACUGAACAUCUUCCAAGAUAAUAAUGCCUACUCACAUUAUAAAGAGCUCAUAACCCACCCAGUCUCAGCAGCUAGAAGCAUCAUGGCCAGACACUGAAGAGAUCUGUCAAGAGUGAACAUGGACCAAUGGUAUCAAAUAGCAUGGGAAAACUUACUAGAAAAACUAACCAAUAAAUUGAAACAGACACAGGGACAAAUAGAAGAUGCCUUCACCCCAGUAUGGUUCCUCUUUAUCACAUACGUAGCCCAACAAGACAAGAAUCCACCAACAGCAUAUAAAUCAAUCUGGCUAACCUGACCCCAAAACCCACCCUCUCACACACAUAAACAAAUCUCACUGCAGUCAACCAAAGACAGCCAACCACACCCUAGGCCACCCCCAACCUCUCUCACCACCAAGGAAAUAUAACAAGCAAAUAGAAAGAGAACCCCCACAAGUGAUGCCGACACAAAACCCCACACAUACACUGAGUAGAAAAAUAGAAGCAGUGCCACCUGACCCCUCUUUCCCCCUCUUUUCUUCCCAACCUAAUACUGCAUGCAACACUAAUGUCUCACAACAGAUGAAACUGAUCUGUAGAAAACACAACUUGAAGAAAGAGACAAUGCACGUAUUUUAGUAAACUAAGAAAUCUUUAAUAAAAAUUUAUAUAUAUUUAAAAAACAGAACAGCAGUCUCUUUUAGCUCUCUUUGCUUAUCUCAUUUACCAUUAAUAAAAUUGUAAAGGAAAAUAUAUAGAGAGAGAGGAGUGCUUCAAGAACACAGAGAAAGAGUUGCACUUGGUGAAGUCAAAAUAAACAUUAGAGGAAAGUACACUAAAAUGUGAAAGUAAUUUUUAAAAUUUCAAACACUUUAAAGCAGUUUUCGCUGACCUGGUGCCCUCCAGUUACUUUGGACUAUUCCCAGGUUGGGGCUGAUGGGAGCAGAAGCCAGCCCCAGUUUGGCAAAGACUGCUUUAACAUAGACAUAAGAUGUAUCAAAAGCAGUUCAACCAUGAUGGCUUUGCUUUGAACCACUCCUGGCCAUUUUAUGAAGUGAACAGUUGAGGAGCCCUAAAUGUCUUCUUUUUUUCUAAUAUGGUUCACCCUUUCCUGGAGGUGUGCAUAUACAGUGGUACCUUGGUUUAAGAACAGCUUAGUUACGAGAAACUUGGACUAAGAAUGCUGCAAACCCGGAAGCAGGUAUUUUGGUUUGCGAACUGUGCCUUGGAAUAAGAACAUGUUUCACUUCCUGUUGAGUGUGUUCCAUUUGUAAAUUGAGUCCCCCGCUGCUAUGGGAAAGCACGCUUUGGUUUAAGAAUGGACUUCCGGAACGGAUUAAGUUCGUAAACCAAGGUACCACUGUAUGUCCCAGCAGCCUACCAUGAGGUAGAUUACACAUUUGUUUUCCUCAGCAUCCAGUGUGCUCCCACCGCUGCCCUGGAAAGUGAAAUACACACACUGUUAGCCACAAUUGUUGUUGGUGUUGUCAUUUAAAUUUGUAUACCACCCUUCAUCUGUAGCUCUCAGGGCGGUUCACAACACAAAAUUACAAUAUAAAAAACAAAACAAAAUACUUAAUCAAAACAAGAACAAACACAAACCAAAAAUACCCCCCCCACACACACACACAAAACACAUUUAAAAGGGCAUCGUAAGUCAGUCAGGUUGAAGAGGAUAUAUUAAAUUAAGCCAGUGGUUUUCAGACCAUUUGCCCUCAGGAGAGAUUUUCCCCUAGUGGUUUGUCCACUAAGGAGGCACCAAGAAUCUGCUACAAUGCCCCUACGAUCCAUCAGGGAAUGUUCUUCCUCUUGCAUGGAGGUUCUGAUGGCGCUUCAUCCAAGGAAUUGACAUGAUCUAUAUUACCUGCUUAGUUUCAGCAGUGCUGCAACCUCAGAUGCAUCCACAUCAUUCCAUGUGGCUGCACAAGCUUUUGGAUUCUGGCUAUUAGUAGGAUGGGGGAAUCAAAUGUUGGAUAUUGCCAGGGCUUGGCUAAAGUCGAUUGAUUCCCAUCUCCCUCCCUCAGUAGGAACAGCUCAAGCGGCAGGAAUGUUUCUCUUAGCAUCCAUUAUACCCCUAGGGGGAAAACAUGCUGUAUUUAAUUCUUGAUGGGAACAUUGCCAGACGCCGAGACAAAAAUACAGUUUUCCUCUCUGUAAGGGAUGGUUCGAAAGACCAAUCAAGGCCAUCCCCCGGCCCCAUUUUAAUAUUUGCUUAUUUUGCUUGUAUUUUUAGAUAACCCUAUCCCCGCUGGCUUAUAUAUGAACAUUUAUAGAGAUAUAGAGCUAGUUAGAUUUCAUGAGCAGUGCAAUCUUGUGCAUGUUUUGCUAGAAAUAAGUUCCAGUGAUUCAACGAUACUUAGGCAGCAUUCACGCCAUCCAUUUAAUGCACAUGUUUGUUAAAUUUCUAUACUAUCCUUCAUCCAAGGAUCAUAGGGCAGUUUUACAAUAUAAAAACACAAAAAAUACAUAACUCAUAUAUGCGUUUGCAUACAUAUGUACUAGGGAUGCUCAAAAAAUUCUCCCCAUCCCAAUGUAUGAGGAGUAUGGAAUUACUUUGGUGUUUCUCCAGCUGUCUGCCCUUCUUCCAUUUUCAAAUAUUUUUGGACUUCAGUCUGCUACUCCUCAGGCCCAUCUCUCUGCCCCCCAACCCCCAUUUUAGAAGCCACCAAUGCACAGGAGUACAUAUGCACAUUGACAAAAUCAGAGCACAAGGAGGGAAUUCACUUUAAACCAUCAUGGCUUCCCCCAAAGACUUCUGGGGCUACCGUUUGUUAGGGGUGCAGAGAGUUGUUAAGAGACUCCUGUACCUCUGACAGAGCUACAAUUCACAGCGUUCCCUGGGAAGAGGAAUUGGCUGCUAAACCACUCUGGGAAUUGCAGCUCUGGGUGGGGAACAGAGGCCCCUUGCGAGCUCUCAGGACCCUUAACAAACCACAGCCCCUAGUGCUUUAAAUGUAUGUUGUGAAUGUGGCCUUGCUCACUCGUAAGUGUACGCUUGGGCUGCAAUAAUAAAAGAACCAUUUCUUGAUCAUCCCCGAGCAUAAAAACCUUGCUUGGAUAAAUAGCGCGCACAGAGAAAAAGAUGUCAGAUAGAAAACAAACGGCGAAUAUGCACGAGCAUAAUUUUAUCCAUAAACAGAAGACUGUAAGAUUAAAUUGAGAAAGCUAAUGCGUUGGGGCCUGUGGUUUCUCCCCCGUAGGCUGACAGUGAUGGAAUAGCUUAUUGCCUCUUCGCAUACGAUGGAGCAUUGUAAAAACAAAUAUUUAAAAAAAUAAUGAUGAUAAAUGUUUCUUCAAAGGUUGGCUUCCAAGUUGCUGAAAGUAUUUCAGGAGCAUACUUAGCGUCAAUUGGAAAUCAAAGCAGGUUAUUUAUGGGGUUCAGCAGUUCUUGUCUGGUUUAUUUUCUGCAGUGCUCAACCCUAAUUAAAGCUCCUUGCUGCGCAAAUGAUUUGGGCCUCAUUGUUUGUACAAACAAAGUAAUUAGGAUUUAUUAGAUUCAUGACUGCCUAAUUGGUUCCCUUUGAGAUGCUGUGGGAUGUAAUCUCCUGGAGCAGAUGGAGAGUCAGGAUCUGCAAUUGCGUCUCAUUUAGAAAGUCGCCACUGAUCGUCGGACCAAAUAAGUUCAGCCAGCCGCGAGCAAUGCUAGUUCACUCGCUCCUUCUCUGGAAGGCUCUUGGUUCAGGUCCUCAUGCUAAAAACAUCAAUGAGAGUAAAAUUCUUUCACUGCUGUAAAACAGAAUUUUAGAGUUGGAAGGGACUUUUGAGGUCCUACAGCCUAGUUAUUCAAUCCUCAGUGAAGGAAUCUGAACAUGAAAUCUUGUUGGAUGAGACCAAAGCUCGUCAACUCCAACAUCCUGUUCUCACAGUGGCCAAUCAGAUCCCUAUGGGAAGCCCAAUGGAUAUACUAGGACACCAUGCUCCUGAUAUCAACCGAACAUCAUUAGAGCUUCCUUGAUGAGGCCGUUGGCCCAUCUAGUCCAGCAUCCUGUUCUCAUCGUGGCCAACCAGGUGCUUAUGGGAAACCUACAAGCAGGACACUGAGGCUCUUGGUCUCAAUUCAUGUGGUCCUCAACUUUUGAUGAGUGUGGGAAGGAAGUCCCACUGGGAUGGAAUCUGGGGAGGAGAAGGAAUGGGAAUCCUCUGCAGUCAAGGAACUCAGGCCUCUGGAAAGAGUGAUCUGUCCCUUCCCCAUCAGUCUGCUUCGUGGAGAGGAAGCACAAGAGCACUCUCCCUUCCUGUGGUUUUCAGCAACUGGUACCCAGAAGCAUACUGCCUCCUACAAUGGAGGUAAAACAUAGCCAUCAGAGUUUGUAGCUACUGAGAGCCACAUGAAUUGGUCUAAUUCUCUUCUCAAGCCAUCCAAGUUAGUGGCCAUCUCAGCCUCUUGGGAGAGCAAAUUCCACAGUGAAGCCAUGUAAGGACUUUCUUUUGCCUGUUCUGAAUCUUCCAAAGUUCAAUUUCAUUGGAUGUCCAUGUGUUCUAGUGUGAGAGAGGGGAAAGAUUUUUCUCUGUUCAUCUCCUCCAUGCAUAAUUUUAUACACCUCUGCCACAUUUCCCCAUCUUUGCCUUUUCUCUGGUAUUCAGAACUACAGCAUCCCUGAUAGAUAAUGGCACAACCUCUGCUUAAGCAUCUCCAGUGAAGGUGUAUUUAGAACAUCUCCAAAUGGAGGCGGUGGAUAUGGAUAUGCUCAUUGGCAGAAGAUACGGUUUUACAUGAAAAAAGGCAUUGGGUUCAAUCCUUGGCAUCAUCAGCUAAAAGGAGCUCAGGGAGUAGGGCCCAGACAAACAUCUCCUCAAGUCUGAGUUGACAAUGAACUCAGGCAGACCAAGACUGUAUCAACAGGCAACAGCUGCGAAUCAUUUAGUUGCAUUUCUGUCCUAAUUUUUCUCCAAGAAGCUCAUUGUGGUGUGCAAGCUUUUCCUGGUCCACCAUUUUAUCCUCCCAGCAACCUGUAUGCAAGGCAGGCUAUGUUUAGCAAUAGCAACAGGCAUUUGUCCAUCACCCCUCAGGUGGCUGCAUUGCAACACCUCUUGCAGCGUAGCAGAAGAUGCUUGGCCUGGUUCUUGAGUCACACGCGGCUGCUAAGGGCAUUUGGGGAUUUGGGUUGCAGGCUUCAUCGGUGCCCCUGAGACAUUGAGACACUGAGGCUCUUAGUCUCAAUUCAUGUGGUCCUCAACUUUUGAUGAGUGUGGGGAGGAAGUCAAAAUGGAUGGAAUCUGGGAAGGAGAAGGAAUGGGAAUCCUCUGCAAACAAGGAACUCAGGCCUCUGGAAAGAGUGACCUGUCGCCUGUUUCGUGGGGAGGAAAAGUGUGUGAGAGAAAGAGUGGCAGAAAGAGAGAAAUAAAAGAAGGUGGCCACACACACUGCCAGCUCUGGUCCAAAUAUCACCAGCAUCCCCUGCUUAAUUUUUACCCUUGGGGGGAUGCAGCCCUUGGCGGAAGAAAAGUUCCACCCCACCCCCCUUUCACUGGAAUAAUUGCCUCUUCAUAAAUGCUUGGAUUGCUUGCACGGUUUGGGCAUCUUCAUUCAAGGUGACGUUCAAUAUUCCUGGCAGAAAUAUUGGGAAAGCAGCGACUGCAGAGAAAUACAUUGCCAACUUUCACAGGCACACUCUAUCCAACCCUGGAGGCUUAGGGGUUUGUUUUUGUUUUUGCUUCUCCUGCCUGUUACCAGAACCAUUUUUCACAAUAUAUUUGGAACAGAGUUAUAUUAAUGAACGCUCUGCAUAAUGUGCUAAAGAGCCCACAGCUCCCCAAUAACCAUCUCAGCAGGAGUCAAAAUGCCUCAGGAGGAUGAGUCAAGAGCAAAUGUGACUGAGGACAGCUAGGCCGCCCGUGCAGCUAGAGUUCAGUCCUAGUGGCACUUUUAAACAUUUUAAAUAUAAUUUCCUACACACUGCCUUCUACACUUUGUGGAAUGUUUAUCUAAGUUUACUAUUCUUUCCCGCCUUGAUUUUUACAGAAGUCAUACGGUUGCCAACUUUUUUUUACUAGCUGUGCUCUUGUGCUUUUAAUAGCCUGGCCUGCAGAAAUGUAGCAGGCGAAGGUUACGCCUGGCAUGGAGAGGCACCUGCGAAGCUGUGCUAGCCUAGUCACUAGUGAGUGACAUUCUGCUGCUCUUCUCCAAGUGUGGAAAAGAGGGGAGAAAUCUCCCUCUCUGGCUAAUGGCCUCUGAGAGCCUAGCAAGUAGAGCUGCCAAUCCAGGACUAUAAAACUAUUGGUCCAUCCAGCUGAGUAUUGGCAAAUUCCAUUGGUCAUGACUACCCAUGUACACACACAUAGCCAUGCUGGCUGGGAAUGGUGGAAGGUAGAGUCCAACAACAUAUGGAGGGCCACAGGCUUUCCAACCCUGGUAUGGACAAUAGUAAGCUAGGUGGACCAUUGGUCUGCUCUGUUUAGCUCAGUAAUGUCUGCAUUGACUGGCAGCAGCUGUCAAGAGUUUCCAGCUGGGGAUAUUCCCAGCCCUACCUGGAGAUGCCAGGGGUUGAACCAGGAAUCAUCUGCUUGGAAGGAGAUGCUCUUCCACUGAGCUACAGCCCUUGUUGUUGUUGUUUAGUCAUUUAGUCGUGUCCGACUCUUCGUGACCCCAUGGACCAGAGCACACCAGGCACUCCUGUCUUCCACUGCCUCCCGCAGUUUGGUCAAACUCAUGCUGGUAGCUUCAAGAACACUGUCCAACCAUCUUGUCCUCUGCCGUCCCCUUCUCCUUGUGCCCUCCAUCUUUCCCAACAUCAGGGUCUUUUCCAGGGAGUCUUCUCUUCUCAUGAGGUGGCCAAAGUACUGGAGCCUCAGCUUCAGGAUCUGUCCUUCCAGUGAGCACUCAGGGCUGAUUUCCUUCAGAAUGGAGAGGUUUGAUCUUCUUGCAGUCCAUAGGACUCUCAAGAGUCUCCUCCAGCACCAUGAUUCAAAAGCAUCAAUUCUUCAGCGAUCAGCCUUCUUUAUGGUCCAGCUCUCACUUCCAUACAUCACUACUGUGAAAACCAUAGCUUUAACUAUACGGACCUUUGUUGGCAAGACUACAACCCUAGAUAAGGCAAAUUCAUACAUAAGGCAAAUUCAUGGAGGAUACGCCUGCCAAUGACUACCAGCCACGGUUGCUAUGUUCUACCUCCAGUCAGAAGAAGCAGAGAUUCUGAAUUUCAGUUUCUGGAAACCACAGGAGGAGAGAGUGCUCUUGUGCUCAGAUCCUCCUUGAGGGUUUCCCGCAAACAUCUGGUUGGCUGCUGUGGUCAUUGGCAUGGUCCAGGAGGCUCUGCUUGCAUUCUUAAGGCACCUUGGUAUAAGGCAGAUGUAGGGAGCCUUUUUUCAAACAGGGACCACAUUCCCUUCCGAUAGUGGCAGACUUUUGGCUCUCAUAUUUCAGUGGCACCCUGUGCGACGCUAAAAUCCGGCCUCUCCCCGUCAAUUGCACCCCAUUCUAUAGCAUUGUUGUGGUGCCCCAGUGCAUCUGAACCAGUUACACUACCCUAACAAAGGUGGUGCUGUGGUCUAAACCAAUGAGCCUCUUGGGCUUGCCAAUCAGAAGGUCAGCAGUUUGAAUCCCCAUGAUGAGGUGAGCUCCCGUUGCUCUGUCCCAGCUCCUGCCAACUGACGUUCAAAAGCACGUCAGUGCAAGUAGAUAAAUAGGUACCACUGUGGCGAGAAGGUAAAUGGCAUUUCCGUACGCUCUGGCUUCUGUCACAGUGUUUCAUUGCACCAGAAGCGGUUUAGUCAUGCUGGCCACAUGACCCAGAAAGCUGUCUGUGGACAAACGCCGGCUCCCUCAGCCUGAAAGCGAGAUGAGCGCUGCAACCCCAUAGUUGCCUUUGACUGGGCUUAACUUUAACUUUUUUUACUUUUUUUUUAACCUAACUCUGCCUCUGCUUCUGAGCAACCUUCCAAAGGCCGCAGGCCCAUGGUGGGUCAAGCGAGAGGCCAAAGUGAACAAGGGAACAAAUGUGAGUUUCACCUCUGUAUAGGAAGGUCAUUGCUACACACACUCAUUUUCCCCACCUUGUCUCCUCCAAGCAGACAAGCAAGAGGCAUUCUCAGAGUUCAGAGUUCCCAUUCCAGCCAGGAAAAAGCACUCAGUGUUGAAGCAUGGCCAGUGAUGGGUAUGGCUUGGGCAGAGUCUCCAGGGCCAAACAGAGGGGCAUUUAUACCCCGGGCCUGAGGUUUCCCUAGCAUUCAGCGUCUUACUCUGUCCCUUCCGACACUGCCAGCACUCUUAAUGUCUGUCUUCACACCUGGUUAUUUUGUGCAAUGGCCGCAGCUGCCUCAGUGCCUCGCUGUCCUCGGCAGUGUUAUUGGCGAGACCCGCCGUUGCUCCAGCGAUUGAAUUUUUGUGCUCUGCAGAGCUAAGAUGCAUGGCAUUUGAUCAUGCCUUGAGUCAACAAGCCCAUGGUGCCUUCCCACUCCUUGAUCCUGCAGCGGCAUCUCAAUGCUGAAGUUGUGACAGCCCAGGCAUUUCCAUGGCGACCAGCUGAGUCAUGAAGCAUGAUAGCAUGGCUGCCGGAUAAGGCAAAGCCAAGCCGAGAGCAGGUGGGAGGGAAAGCCGUGGCAGGAAUGCUGGAUUUACAUGACCUCUCCUGCAGGUGUUUGCCUUAGGGCAGUAGGGAUAAGUUGAAUGGGAGAAUCAGAACCAUAGUGUGCAGCUUGUUUGCGAAACAGCACCACAGUUUACCAACUGCUUCACAUUCCUCAUGUCUCACAACACCCCUGUGAGCUAGGUCACCAUUCUCCCAUUUUACAGGUUGGGAACUGAGGCUGAAAGGCAGCACAGAAGUAUAGUUUUAUUUUUAUUUAUUUUUUACUUAACAGGAUUUAUAUACUGCUUAAUCAUCAGAUCCUUUAAGUAGAUUAUUAUCCACCUGCCAGGGAUAUGAAGGCAAAACAACUAAUUUAAGGAAGGUUAUUUGCUUAAGGUUAUUUGAGGAAAAUAACCUUAGUUGAGAUGUUGUAACCCUUCAUGCCAUGAGGGGGGGGGGAGCUAGGGAAAUGAAGCUUGUUCCCACUUGCCCUUAAGCAAUUCUGACCCCUCCCCCCCCCCGGAUUAGAAUGUCCCCCUGGGAUUUAGGAGAUGGAAGAUUCCUUUGGGGCAUCUAGCUGGGUGCAAGACUAUUGUCCUUUGUGCCGCAAUUGUUUCUUUAUGCUGCCAGGAUUAUGGCAGCUUUGAGCCACUUACUCAGAUGCUAGGCAUGCAUGUAAAAGCAUCCCAAGGGAUGGAUUAAUUUAAGCACCCACUCUUCAAAAUCUCAUUCAGCUUCCAAGAAACAUAGAAAGGACGCAAUGCCAAAAAUAGUUAUGGGAAUGUUUCAGCUCACUGGAGAGCAAGGGUUGUAAUCAACUGGCUUGAGGCUGGAUUUUUCUUGUGGCCAUUACAUUCACCAUCUAAGAAAAGAUUGUCCAACCCCAAACUCUUAGGAAUUUCAGUUCCUGCACCCUGGUGGACUUGUAGUUUUGGGGGGAUGUUCCAACCCAUGAACCUCAAAGAGCUAGAAACCUACUUUUCCUCAUUGCAAUUUCUGUACACACCCCUGAUUUCCCUUCUGUUAUGCAAUAAUGUCAAAAAAACAAGUUGCUGUGCUGUUUCACGGUGAAUUUGGCAGGAGUUACUUAAGGCUACAUUGAGGCUGCAUGCACGCCAAAUGUUUAGAGUGCCUACACGCCCCAGAAAUAAUAACAUUGGGGGCUGUAGUUCAUUAAGAGUGCUGGGAAUUGUAGGUCUGGCCCUACCAUUAGGUAGAGUGAGUCAGUCGCCUCAGGUGGCACCCAUGCUUUGAGGAAGAUUCAAUUUCCAGUCCACUUAACUUCUGUACACGGAAUAGUGGGCACCAUCUUGACUGCUUUGGGCAGCAAAAUGUCUCGGGCCAUCCCUGUCAAAGUUCUAGCUGAACAACGACACACAGCGAAAUAGAUUCUGUAAACCUGAACUCUGGCAGCCCUGAAUCUAGAAUUUCCCUGCUGGGUGCAUAAGGACGUUGGACAAAGCAACUGGGUGAGAAGUUGAACAACAGAAAUCUUUCUCGGUGCCUCAGCACAGUUAAGAGUGGCAGAGGGGGCUCUCUUGGUAGUUCUGCCCCCCUCAAAAGUGUGGCCCGGAAGGCAGACGUCUUUCUCUAAGUUUUGGAACUCCCUUCUCGUAGAGGUGCAUCUUGCUGUCUUUGUUGUACAGCUUCCAGUCAUACACUGAAGACACACCUCUUUACCUUUCACAGUUAAAUGAAGUGUGUGGUAAAACUAUGGCACUCACUCCUAGUAAAAGAGCAUUGGGCAAAUCCACGGGAGAGAAAACUAUCAAUGACUACUUGCCAUGAUGGCUAUCCUCUGGUCGGAGGCAGUAAUGUAUCUGAAUAGUAGUUGCUGGAAACCACCAGAGGGGAGAGUGCUCUUGUGCUUCAAUCCUGUUUGCAGUUUCCCCACAGGCUUGGCCACUAUAAGAACAGGAUGCUGGGCUGCAUGGGCCAUUGGCCUGAUCCAGCAGGCUCUUAAAAGGAUUUUGUUUUGUGAUAUCUACCUCUUCCAUAUUAUUUAAGCCUCUCUAUUUCGAACUUAAAAAUGGAAAGCGUAAUGAUGGUGGUCAACAAAAGAGGUUUAAAGACUGUCUGAAGGCAAGUUUUUAAAAAUGUAGUAUAAACACCAACAAUUGGGAAACACUUGCCUGUGAGUGCUGCAAUUGGAGAACAGCCUUUACCAAAGGUAAAGUGGCUUUGAAGACACUCGAACUCAGGAUGCAAGGGACAAAUGUGCUAAAAGGAAGGCACGUUGGCAAAUCCACACCAUGAUCAACUCCUGCCUGGAAACCAACGUCCCCAUUGUAGAAGGACGUGUGGAUCCAGAAUUGGCUUUCACAGUCACUUACAGACUCAUUGUUAAAACCGUGUUUAUGGAAGACAGUCUUCCUCGGCUAUGAGUGAUCGCCAAAGAAGAAGAAGAUUAUUUAAGUCAUACUGUUCUGCUUUUGCUUGAUUGUUUGCUUUUGUAUUUGUAUGAAACCUAUUUCUGGUCCGUUGUUGCAGCCCGCCCUGGGACAUUUCGGUGAAGGGGUGGGGGUAAGAAAUCUCAUAAAUAAAUGAAAAAUUCACUCUGCCGGGGCGAGACCUGGCAAACAUGGGACGUGGUUAUUUUUAAUGUAGACACCCAGGCUGUUAUUCCCCCAUAAUGCAUUGUGCCGGUCUGGUGUUCUCUGCUUCUCCGGUGUUCUCAGAAGGAAACCAAACCUUUUCGUAAGGCCAGAAUUGGAUUCCUGGCCCAUUUUGCUCCCUUGCCCUUCUUAUAAUGAGCCAUUUCGGAGCAGCAGACCCAGUUGUAAAGGCUACUGCUAUACGCUGGACUCAAAUUUCACCAUCUGUUCCACUUCCCUUUUUAUUCUCUGGCAUCUUGUAAAAUAUGAGGCUUGUACAGGGAGCAAUGAAAAUAAGUCAGCCUGAUUGUAAAGUGAGGUGCAAGGGGUGGGGACCCGGAGCUUUCUGCUGCUGUCCAGAGAUUAAACAGAGAAGGCCCAUGGCUAGAUUCAGAUGCUGUAUAUCCCAAAAUGGCGGCUGCCCUUGAACUCGGCAAACCUAUACAAACAUGAAGCAGAGCUUUGGCCAUGAGGGAAAGUGUGUGAAACUUGCACUUCGUUGUAACUGAAUACCCAACCAAAGGCGGCCAUUUCUCUCCAGCAGCCACCAAGUUCCUGUCUGGCACGCAACACAGGUUGGAAAAUUUGUAACUGGCGCGUGGAAAUCUCAAAAUUAAUACUAAAAGCAACUGCGUUGUCCCUCGAGGAAACCGAGGCUGAGAAAUUGUCUGGAAAAAAUCGUUUGCAACACUAAGCAUUUUCUUAGAGAUUUUAGCGUCUGGCAGAUUGUCACACAUAGGUCAACCCCAAACGUUGGCUCACGGAAGCCCUUUUUAUGGUACCCAGAAACCUCCAGCCCCUUUUGCUCAGCACCUUGUGUCUCUUGAGGGUGUGGUCCGUUCCUGCAUAGAAGCAUUGCUAGCGCUUGUAGAGGGCACACUGCCUUGCAUAAUGGCUUCAUGGUCUGAAAAUUAUCAGAUGGUGUGCCAAGAAUCAAAUCGCCUCAUGCUAAUGGCUCAGGGACAAAGCCAAGUUUGAUGUUAAAUGCAGUUGUGGCCUAUUGGGACUUGUGAGACAGAAAGCCAGGAGCCCGACAUGAUGUGGGGCAAGAUCCAAGGACAGAAUCCUCCUCCUCAGAAAGGCAACAUGGAUAGUGAGGAAGGUGAAGGUGACAGCCAGUGCGACUCCUUAGACUGGUUGGAAGUAAGAAGGCAGGCAAAUGGGGGCUAGCUGAAGGCAGAGGGAGGCUGGUAGCCCCAUCUGACCUAAUGGAAGAGCCUCCACUGGUUCAAUGCCUCUUCACAUGUAAGGACCACCUCUUUCCAUAUGAGCCUGUCAGGACCCUGAGAUCAUCUUCCGAGGCCCUUCUUCAUGUGCUCCUCCAUGAGAGGUCCACAGGGUGGCACACAAGAACGGGCCUUUUCUACAGUGGCUCCCCAUUUGUGGGAUGCUCUCCCCAGGGAGGUUCGGCUGGGGCAGGGGUAGGCAACCUAAAGCCCGUGGGCUGGAUGCGGCCCAAUUGCCUUCUCAAUCUGGCCCGCGGACAAUCUGGGAAUCAGUGUGUUUUUACAUGAGUAGAAUAUGUCCUUUUAUUUAAAAUGCAUCUCUGGGUUAUUUGUGGGUCCUGUCUGGUGUUUUUACAUGAGUAGAAUGUGUUCUUUUAUUUAAAAUGCAUCUUUGGGUUAUUUUUUGUGGGGCACAGGAAUUUGUUCAUAUAUACUUUUCAAAAUAUAGUCCAGCCCACCACAUGGUCUGAGGGACGGUGGACCGGCCCACGGCUGAAAAAGGUUGCUGACCCCUGGGCUGGUGCCUUCAUUAUACACCUUUAGGCACCAGGCAAAAACAUUUCUCUGAUUGACAUGCAGUGCCCUUUGUGUGUGUGUGUGUUUAUUAUGCAUUUUGCAUUUUGAUGUUGCGAUUUUAUGUUUUAAUCGCCUGAGACCUGCGGGUAUAAUUAAAUACGAAUUUAAUAAACAAAUAAUAAACUUGCAGAUUAGAUUAAAAAAUGCAAAUUGUAUUAGUUGGGAAGAGCAAAUAAUUAUUGGGAACCCAGAAGGCAAGGAUGAGGAAAUGGGUACUUUCUUUCCCUGCUGUGGUCAUAAUGUAAAUCCCUUCUCUGAAAUGUCACUUCAGGAGCAAAGACACAUUUAACGUUCUGUGUAGUUUCACCUGCAGUACUAGUUUUUGAUGCAUUUAAAAAUUGUAGGGGAGAGAGUGAACAGAAUGUGUGAUUAACUUGUACUUCCUGUUCUCCAAACACUUAUAGUCCCCUCUGCUGUUGUGGGGGGGGGGGGAGAGAAAUUGAUUCAGUUCAUAUUGAAAGUGUGCCUUUCUGAUUUGCACUUUCCUAAAGUAGAUGAUGAUUAAAAUGCGGCUAUCCUUUGAAAUUUGCACUUCUCUGAAUUUUUCACUGCAGCUCUCUAGCCAAGCUGUGUGUACAAAAGUGCAUUUCCUAGGGGGAAGUGUGGGUACAAAUGCAGAUGUUAAUGAAAAGAACAUAUGCAAUCUGUUAGGGAAGCUUGCUUUACAAAACAUGCCAGCGGCAAGGAAUUGCCUGUGGGCGGAAUGCUCUUGCUUGCGGGUUUCCCACAGGCAUCUGGUUGGGCCCUGUGAGAACAGGAUGCUGGACAAGAUGGGCCAAUAGCCUGAUCCAGCAAUGUCUUUUUAUGUCCUCAGGAGUGCCCCUGCAGAUGGCAGUAAUGUCACAACACUGGGUGAACACAGCAGAACAACUAAAAAAGCAGAAUUAUGCGUGGGCUGUCCAGUAUAAAUCCACCACGAAUGCACAUCAAUGACAUGUUGAGGCAUAUACCUGCCCCCCUCUAAAAAAGGCCAGGGGCUGGUGGGGGAGACCAGAGUCAUCCAAGCAAGGAUCCUGGCUUACCCCAUGGGGAAACUGCAUAUUUACUUAGGGCCUAUAGCACCACCAUCCAAUGGGCAUGGGCAAUGCCCCAUUGGAUUCAGAUAGGCAGCCUUCAUUAAUUGUCAGGCUGUUGGAGGUUCAUGUGUGAUUGCCCAGGAAAGCAGAGAGACGGAGAAAUCACAGGCUUUUUAGUCCUUUUUAUGGUUAUUCUAGGUGCCAAGGCAAGGCAACCAAGCAGCUUUCAGUAUCUAACGUUGCUCCAAGUCAAGGUCCAUGCCCCCUUUCUCCAUACUUCCUUAUUCAUCAGACUCCUCCUCUCUCCUAUGGUUGCUGUUAAGGGCCACCUGCCUUCGAGCCCUCUGCUCUGGUAUUCUUAUUGAAUGCCUGGUUUGCGGGGAGGGAACGGGUUCUGGGAGACUCUUCAGUGACAGCGUGUCGGUCAGCUGCUGCUCAGGCUCAGUCUGCUCAAUGCUACCUGAUGUCAGGGACUGGACUGAGGAGGAAUGGUGGGGGUCAGCCCACCCCCCAUUCUCUUGAAUCUUCCUAAGAAGAGGAAGACAGUAUAGAUUUAGAACAGUGGUUUGCAGAAGGUCAUAGUUCAGAGGCUGCAGAGGGGAGAAGCUGGGAGAUAUUGGGAGAGGGGCAGCAGGAAGAAGCACCAGGGGAGAGACAGCUGACAGAUUCAGUGUCUUUAGAAAGCAUUCCAGACCCCACCCCCCUAGGACCCGGUGGGCAUUGAGAGUAGGAGAACAGAAAACUCAGAGGCAGAAAGCACAGAUCAGCCAACACAGGGAUGACGUAGAAUAGGAGAGACAGAGGGGGUGGGACUUUACUCGGAGCAACGACAUUAUCUAAGAGAGAUGGCAUCAUGCGUCUCUCUCUAUCUCUGUGUGAAUAUUGAAUAAAAUACCAUGGUAAGAAUGUCUUGUUUUUCCAUUUCUGGCUGCCAGCCGUGAGGGAGGAGGAUCAGAUUCCCUGAAGUCUGACACCUGGCUCCUCAUCUCCCAUUACUUCCCAACUUGUUCCCUCUUCUUCUUCUUCUGGGGCAGGGAUCAGCAAACUUUUUCAGGAGGGGGCCAGUCCACUGUCCCUCAGACCUUGUGGGGGGCCGGACCCACCGCCUCCCGAAAGCACCCCCCACCUAUGCUACUCAUGCCGCAGGCACCAACGCUGCCUCGUCUUCGGCAGCAUCGGCGUCAUCUGUCUUGGCGGGGCACAGAGCCCACGCCACUGGCCUGGGCAGAUGAGGCAGCCUUCACUCCGCUGCCGCUUCCUUCCCCCUUGGCCGCUUCCUCCCGCUCGGCCGCCUCAGCGGGAAGGAAGGGGCGGUGCCCAGAGGCGUCCGUGGCUUCUGAUUGGCUGCAGGAGCUUCCUGCAGCCAAUCAGAAGCCUGCCAGCAUCGCUGCCUGCCCAGGCAUCCACGGCUUUUGAUUGGCUGCAGCCAAUCAGAAGCCAUGCUGGCCGCGUCAUGGAAGUCAGUCUCCGUUCAGCGAGGCCUUUGCGCUGCGCCUGUUUAGCGCAGGGCUUACCGAGCGAGUGGCAGGGUCCGCAAGGUUUGUGGGCCAGAUUAACCAGCCCAGUAGGCCGUAUCUGGCCCGUGGGCCUUAGUUUGACUACCUCUGCUCUGGGGUGUGCCCUGUGUCGGACCAGUCCUGUAGAUCAAUACCAUCUGCCCCUUCCUCCUCUCUGGAGGGCUCCUGGGGAGGUGGUCUCCACCCCUCCUCUUCAUCUGCCCAGCACCUGACAUUAAUGCUCCAUUUGGUUUUUGUCUUUCAGGGACGACCGGCCGGGGCAUGUUCCUUCCUGCGCCGCGUCUGCUGCGCCGCUUUGCCUCUCCAGCUGCUCCUGCUCCUCCUCCUUCUCCUCGCCUUCCUGCUGCCUCUCGUAGAGGAGACGCACAGCUGCAAGCUCGCCAACAAUUACGCCCGCUCCUUCAACCUGGUGCUGAGAUACAACGGCCCACCGCCAACUUAA
Messenger RNA from Podarcis lilfordi (Lilford's wall lizard), 67244 nucleotides. The record is from the annotation of a GenBank genome assembly. Lineage: Eukaryota; Metazoa; Chordata; Lepidosauria; Squamata; Lacertidae.